This is a messenger RNA of Xyrichtys novacula (pearly razorfish), 67791 nucleotides long. The record is from the annotation of a GenBank genome assembly. NCBI's taxonomy places the organism in Eukaryota, Metazoa, Chordata, Actinopteri, Labriformes, Labridae.
AGGAGGGACAUUCGCGUAGGCUGGACUAUCUGUCUCCCAGUGUGCUUUUCUGUCUGCGUCCGUCUGUACGGUUGGCUGGCAAACAGGGAGGAAUACUUUCCAUUGUUGAAGCACACAGUUAUAAACAGUGACUGAGCUCACAGAUGAGAUUCAGGCUUCUGAUAAAAGGCUCAUCUCUAUGUUCGGGCCGUGCGUGUCUUUCAUCUUUGACAAAAUGUGAAACGUGCAGUAAGUUGUGGGUUUGUUUGGGCUGUUGGGGCGGGGCUGUUUCUUCAGCUGUUUGGCUGACACCUACCCUACAGUACAUGUUUCAGCACUGGUAUGAAUUUCAGUCUACUUCAUACACAUAAAAAAAAACUCCCCACAGGAGCUUUAACAAAAAAUCCCAUUUAGUCAUAUUCCAAUUUCUGGUUUGACUAAAUUCUCGCCAGUGGAUCAUAUUUAUUUUUUGACUGCAUUUGUAUAAGAUCUUGGGGAGGAAAAAAAGGCUACUACACUAAGCCUACCCCUAACCGUGCAGUAUUUACAGAGAUGGUUUGCAGGAUUAGUUUGGCUUAUAUCAGUCUGGAGGGGUCAGACUGAUUAGAUGGCUGCCAGACAAAUACUCUCCCCUACGUAAACAAUCGUACAUAUGUUUGUCUUCUGGUAGAUGAUUGUGUACUCACUUGUUAGUGAAAGUAUGGCUUGUGAUUACGGGGAUUUUGUAAUUUGCGUGUGUCUUCUCCAUGCUGCUCAUCCAUCAAACCGAAUGUGAUCGAAAAAUACCUCAAAUCUUCCACUAAACAAAACUGCUUUCCAGAGCUCUUUAAAAACUGAUUCUUGCUUUUGCUUUUUUUAAAUCUUUUGAUGCAGGAUCAUCUCACUGUUAUGUGACAUUUAAAUUCUUGAGCCACAGAAAAGAGAAGCGAAUUUAAACCCGUACAAGGUCUUUCAGCGUCCUUGUACUUUUACUAGAUCACACGUGACCAAAAACAAAGAAUUAGAAUUAAUGCUAUUCAGUCCACAGCUGCUGUAGUCAUGCUUGACCUUAAGCACCCACAAGAGAGAUGGUGCACAUGUUGUGACCCUCAGGUCUUGUGUGUGUGUGUGUGUAUGUGUGAGUGAGUGUGUGUGUGUGUGUGGGCAGCUGGUAGAAUAGGGGGGCAGGUGUUCCCCUGACUUAUACACAAGUAGAUGAUGCAUUAAAUGUCAUAUGAGAGGCAGAUUAUCAAACUGUGACGGGGUGGAGCUGGUCAGGAUGGGUGUGUGUUUGACUGCGGGCUGCUAAGCUGUGAUCAUUAAGCAUGUGGAGAGGUGAGCAUAUGGGGACUGGAAUAGACCAUUUGACAGAACAAAAGACUGGCAGGCUGUCUGGGGUUUCUUGCUACUGCACACCCUCUAUUGUUAGCGUUUGAUAUCAUGAUCCUGUGGUCUACAUAAUUCUCUUUGUUGUCUCUGAUACAGAUUUUUGUCAUCGGUCAUUUUUGACAAUGAAAACAAUCGAAUAUCCAAAGAAAGUGGAAAAAGGUUUGUUGAGCCCAUAUAUUAGAAACUGUAUCUUCAUGGGAUCAAAUCAGCGCCUUUGUCAAAUAGGAAUGGGUGUACCUUACAGCAUUUAGCCGUUAUUCUGUUACUGUUUCAUACUCAUAUUAUUACUUGAAAGGUUGUUUACUUUGUGGUAGACAUCUCUAUCCAAACCCUCUUUUAACGGACGUCUCUCCCUCUGUAAUGAAACUUAAAAACACACUCUUAUAUCAGGUGUCUGCAGCACUCUCUGUCUCUCAGUCUCCCACACAUGAAAUCCUGUUACUGUUUACCUUGGAUACCCCUGACAUGAAGCAUACAGUGUCAAAUGUGGGAUCUUGUAAAACUAAAAAAGGAAAGAAGAGCGUGUUUAUAUGAAUGUACAGGACAGAGCAUGUGAGCAACAGUGAUAAACAAAUCAGUGAUGUGUUUCUAAUUAAUGUAACAACCAGGUUUGAGGCAUUAAUGUGUUUUUUUAUUAGUAAAGACAGAUCUGGUCUCAGACAUAACUCCAAACAAGGCCAACCAGAAUCACUCAUUAUUUACGCCAUCUCUCAGUGUAAAAGUGCGUUUAAUCCUUCCUGCUCUAGGAGUGCAUAACCAUCUGUGCGACAGCUCAGAAUCACCACUAUCCUAGUUUUUGUAAUUACAUUUGCUGUAAAUUUUUACUCCGCUUUAACCGCGCACAUCAAGACCCUGAAGCCCUGCAGCAGAAACAGGGUUAAUGACUCUGCUGCCGCUUCAGCUCCUCCCAGCAUCUGCUCUGCUAUUGUUAAACCUGGCUAUGCAGAACCCGGCCUUGUGUUAGCCCUGUAUUCAGACUAAUGAUGAGCAUCCUGUGUGUAUGUACAGUAAAUUUAACCUAAAACCUUCAAAGUGUUGGUAGCAAGUUCAUAGUAAAUUUUGUGUUCUUCAUGGUGCACAUGUUAAAUAUCGGCCUUUUCAUCUCUGCUUUUGUUUAAUUUUAAUAUACUUAAGAGUUUUCCUGUGGAGUGCACAGUUAUGGUUUAGUAGGAUGUACUGUGUAUGAUAAGGACCAUGAAAGCAGAGGGAUAAGUGUUUGAUUUAGGCAGAACAAUAACACUUUAUGUACAAAAUUAAGUUGUAAGAGGAUGAUGGCAGAAAGCCAUUGCAGAUAAAUAAAGGGAGGAUUUUCCAGCUGAAGAAUCUACAAAUUAAACUCAACAUAACAUCUAAACAACUUCAUAGAUAAAUAUAUAGAGAUUGUAACAAAGAUUAUUAAAUAUAUUUGGCCCUGAUAUCAAAAAGAAAGGGGAGCAGAGACCCUGGUUAAAGAAUCAGUGCAGCACGUGCGAAACGACCAUGUUGUUUGAACAGGGUUUGAACAAGGUGAUCCUGAGUUCGUACCCCAUGGCAUCACCUCACGGUGUCAUUUUAGGGUAACCUUUGUGGGGCCUUUGGGAACGUGUCCUCGGGUCAUGAUCUGCUUACGGCUGGUACCACCUUAAAUCAAAAGCCCACAGCAUUGAGUCCAUGUUCCCAAAAUAUCCAGAUGAAAGAUAAACCGUCCCAUGCCUCCCCUCCCUCCCCUUGUCAUUUUCUCUGUGUGCAGUGCUCCCACACUCUUUCCCCUAAUCCCUCCACUCGCCCCCCGUCUCCUUCCACCCCCCUCGUUUUUUUCAGGGGAUGUCUCCUCCCAUCCUCUAAUCUCCCCCUUCAUAUCAUCUCGUUGAUUUCUCCUCCUCUUCUGUGUUCCACUCACUCCACCCAUGAGCCGGUCCCCCUCCUCUUUCUCCUCCCUCUCUCCCCCUUAACUAACCCCUACUCGAUCUUCCUCUCGCUUCCCUCUUACUCACUCACUCACUCACUCCCUUCCUCCACCUUUCCCCUCCCCUCUGUCAUUAGCUGAUAUAUAAGAGCACUGCAUCCCUCUGCACUGCUCUCACACACACUGUGUGUUGACUGGGAAGGGGAUAGUCCAGGGGAUUACAUUGUCUACCUGCUUGUGAAGGAAUUAUUCUCCUCUCUGGAAUAAAGACUAAAGAGGUACUGCCUUUUUUGUUAUAUUAUGGUAGCUCUCAAAGUAGCACAAAUUCUGCAUUUACUAAUUCAUAUUAUCUGUGAGACUGGCCUUUAUUUGUGUUAUUGAAUAUUCUCCAUAUUAAAUGGACAGAAUUGCUUUUUUAAAAUAUUUCAUUGUGUGUAAAUGUUAAUAUUCUCACCUGCCAAAGGUGUUCAGCCAAUUCCAUAAUGGAAAUGUAAUAAUUUUCUCAAUUUUUAACCAUAAUAUUUCAUAUCUAAUCAGAAUGUCUUUGGUUUGUGUACUCAGAGGUGCAUAUUUUCAUCUUGACCACACUGUUUGCUCAUAUGAAGCUCGUCUCUGCAUUUUCCUCAGUCACUACCUUUGUCUUAUUUAUGUGACACAUCUAAAAUCAGCUUUUUUUUCCAUGUCUUCCCACAGAUUUAGGAUCAUCUUCAAAAGAGCCAAAGCAGAUCUGAUUGAAACCCCUGAAACCCAGUGAAGUUUUGCUUAACCUGCAGCAGAGUCUCUAUUGGCAUCACCGCCUGUCCGUUACAUCAACAUCGAAAGCGUGCUUUGAUAUAGUAAAGGAGACCAUGAGCAGCAACUACAGCGUCACUCUGCUGGGACCCGCCCCCUGGGGCUUCAGGCUGCAGGGGGGGAAGGACUUCAACAUGCCCCUUGCCAUCUCCAGGGUAAGACAUGGAUAUUUCCUCUUAAACAUACUUUCUCUUACUCACUUUGAGCAAACACCUCUGUUUCAUUAUCACACACAUGCGCUCAGUCAUCACAUGCAGAUGUAGGAUAACAUUGCAGCAAUGCCAUACAGCUGAUAAGUAAUUUACAAAAUGAAAACUGAUCUCCAUGAAUCCUUCAUUUCCCUCUGUCUGCACCUUUUCCCUUUCUCUUUGGUGGUCUUUUCACCACCUCUCCCUGUUCCUGGUGUCUCCCUGCCUCAACCCCCACCGCCUCCCUCAUGAUAGCUCCACUGAAUCAUAUGCCAUCUGUCAUGUAUUGACCAGACAGGAAACCUUUCCCUGCUCUCUGUAAGCAUUACGUUUUUCACUGUCUGCGAUGAUAGCGCAGCAAUCAAAGUUUUGGCGCUCAGAUCUUGGCUCCGGUCCCUUCGCGUGAACAAGUAACUUGAUGGUCCCGUGGUUUCUCCGCCUUUAAUUGUAACCUUUUGUUGCCCUCCAAAUCUGCUUUUCAUUCACACAUGUAAGUUCACACUAACAAAGCCCCCCCUUAUCACUUUAACCAGAGUCUGAUCCUGACACGAGAUAAUCUGUUUCUAAGUUUGUUCAAGCUUCUGUCUGUUCCCACUCUGCUUGGACUCUCCAGUCUAGUAAAGGGAACUUAUACAAAUACACUGGAGAAUACACCCACAUUUGCACAUGUGUGUGUAUUCACAUGCACACACAAACACACAAAUCACCAACACUAGCAGUGCACAGGCCCAUGGCAACAUGAGACUGAUGAUGGAUGGCUUGCCAGGUUGGUUGCCAAUCCCCCUAGGGCUGCUUUGGGUUGCCAUGUUUGUGUUAUUACUUUGGAUGUGAUACUUUUCCCACUAACUGAAACCAUGUGUAUUUUUACCACAGUUGUGCGUUUGUGUGUGUGUGUGUGUGUGUCUUGGAGUGUGUGCGCGCACUGAAUCAAAAUUAUUGGAAACUGAGAGGAAACAAAUGAUGGACAGAAGGCGAAACAGCGAGAAGAUAGAGUAACCAACCAGAAUGAACCAAAACAAGGAUACACAAUCAUGAGUUUCAACAUGUCAUACAGAGUCAUAUCUGAAAUAAAUCUUUAAAACUUUAUGCUUUAUAUAAAAGUGCUUUCCAAAGAAAUCAUGCAUACAUAGUUAAAUAGAAGUGGAUGUUGAUCCGUCAAGGUUUUCUUAUUCCCAGUGAUGUGCACGAUGGAUUUACUUAAACUUCAGAGCCAUCCCAAUGACCUCGACUGCAUUAUUACAAUGACAGUUAUGUGGUUUGGGGUUUUAAAAUGUUGGCAGGAGUAUUAAAAAAGUACUUUUAUAGAUUCUAGUGUUGAUAAAGAAGAGUUUUCCAAGUUCUAUAAAGUUUUUGACUGUUACAGCUCAUGCUGCGCUCCAGUUACCUCGGAAGUCAGAUGUCGGAGCUGGUAAUGAUGCUACACCCGAGUUGACGGGGUUCCAGUAAACAAGUCAGAAAACCAAGAUGGACACCUACUGUUAGCCGUUGUUAGCUGUUGUUAGCAAUUGUCAGCUGUUGUUAGUUGUUGUUAGCUAUACCAGUUAUAAACAACGCAUAACGCAGUAUUUUACUCUACAACUGGAACGCAGCAUUAGAGUACUUUCAGAUAAUUCCAGGCUGGGGUUAAAUCUCAGAAUAUCGGCUUUAAUGUGUGUUCUUUUUUUGUAAUUUCCUAAAGUAAAAUGUAGCAAAAUUAAGUGCUUGACUGUAUUAUUUUAUUUCCCCAACUGAUAUUCAUGAUACUUAAAAAUUUAAAUGUAUAAAUAAUUAUGUCAUAAUUUAAAGCUGCUCAGCUUUUUUCUUUUAUACUUCAGUUUCUUAAAACAGACUGGCAGUGUGACUUUGACUGAGUCAGCAGAGUAAUUUCAGAUCCCUGUAAGAAAGAAAAUGUCUUAGUAGGGAUGGGUGAUAAAUUAUCGUUCACAAUAUAUUGUCAGAAAAAUCCUACAUGAUAAAUGUUUGCCAUCUCAUUAUAAGUAUUAUAAGUGCAAGUUGAUGACGUAAGCGUGUGUGAUGGACUCGCAGCCAUAGUCCACACAGAGCAGAAAAACAAACGAACAUGGCUGAAGGUAAUGAAGAAGAAAUGGAAUUAUAAUAUCUUUUAUCGGGACUUUUAUCGUUAUCGCCAGAAUAGCAAAUCUUAUCGAGAAGUUUUUUAGCCCAUAUCGCCCAUCCCUAUGGCUUAAAAUAUUAAAAUGCAAUUUAGAUGAAAGUUUAUCACAGAGGCUCACAGAGGGACUCAUGACAGCAAGUUUAAAUGGCACAAACAUUUGAUGCCAUUCAACAGGUCAUCUUUCUGGGUUUGCCCCGCUGACCCUUUCAUUCUUAUCAUACCUUCAUCCUCUCCUCUCCCCCUCCCUCUCUUCUGUAACCAUGUCUCUCUUUCAUCGGCCUGUCUGUUUUAUCUUACAUAAGAUGUGACUCACCCCUCGCAGAAAUAUAUUUAGGUCGAGGUACAAGAAUCAAACCAAACCUUCAUCUUAUACCAUCUAUUAAAUCCAUUUAAAGGCAAUAAAGGGCAAUCCUCCUGACCGCUAAUCACCAACCGUCUGCUCAUAUGCACUGGCACACACAACAAAAACACACACACACACACACACACAUGGAUCGUGCAGUGCCAGUCUAACCACAUGGUUGGUACUCAGAAGGUAUAGAGGUUAUUAGGGAACACACUCCUGCUGCCAAACCACACUCGCCCUAACAGCUGCUGUUGCUAAGCUCUACACAUACAUGAACAUACUGUGCGUUUUGUUUAACGAACAAGUCAUAGCAGAAGUAUUGACACACUGCACUGAUGUAUCUUAACAGGCGAGCUUCUUCAAAUCUCAACUCUACAUCCUGAACUAUCUCUGCCGUGAGUGCUCUUGUUCUCGAAACCUCUUUUUUCUUUUCUUCUCAGUUUAGAAAAAACAGUUUCAUUACAGGCCAAAGCUGACAGUGUUACUUCUUAAAGUGCCUAUAAAAAAUUUACAACAGCAUUCCAGUCAGACGUUGUCCAUAAAAGGAGAUAUUUACAGAGGAAAGGAAAUAUUGUAGUAAAAGGUACAUUGUCUGCAGACGCUCUUUGUAAGAAUGGGUUUCAUUACAAACUCAGAUCGUGCUUUUGUUGUUGGCUAAUAGGGAAUAAUGGUUGUUUGGUAACAUGGUUGUUUCAGAGUCACCAUGCUACCUUAUUACCUUGCUUUUUUUGUAAAGCAGCUAAUUGACAGACUGCUGCAGAGAGUGUGCAGACAACAGACUGUUCUCCUCAUUGAGACUACUUACUGUGAAAUCAAUUUACUUGAGAAUAAUUCCAGGAACAAGUUCUCUCCUGCAGGGACGGACAGGAAAGGUCUGCUUACCAUUCACAGUUCUAUUUACAACAGUGAAUCAAUAUUUAAAGCGUUUCUGAGGGCAGCCCACUUACAGGAUCCACUGCUAAAAUAAUUUAAGAGAGGGCCGCCCAGGGGACUGUGUGCAUUAGGCUUCUAAGAAUAGUUGCAUCAUUUCACAGGUCGCCUCCCAUGACUGCACCCACUCCUGACAAACUGAGGUGGGAUCCGUAGUCCUGUUUUGGAGACCUCUUUGAUCUAGGAGUAUUUCAGAUUUAUUUUCUAAGAUAAGCGUCAUGCCUUUAUUGAUAAUAGAUGGAGUCAAAAACACAACAUGAGUGCCACAACAUAGGAGUCAAACCAGGGGUCGCUGCUUUCAGGACUGGCGCUUAACAAAUUUUACCUCUGUGAUAUCAGCUUUGUGCACGCACUUUUCUAGGAUUACAUAUUCAUGGGUUUCCCCCUUUAAUAAUGUAAGCAAAUUUGUUUCAUAAUUCAAAUGAAAAUGAAUGAACAGAAAUGAAUUUGCAUUUUUAAGGUCUUUACACACCGGGAACGACGCAAAUAUACGAUGCGAAAUUACGAAAUAUUCGGAAGCGAAUUUUGACGCGCCUGACCAUACACAUCAAGCGCGAGGCGAUUUUGCAACUUUCCAGGGGGGAAAAAGAUGCGUCACGGGUGGAAGCGAGAAGACUGACACAACACCAGACUGGCUGUUUUUUAUUUCUGAUUAGACACUAGUGUUUAGAUGUCUGUCUGUCAUGAUAGCAUGUACUGAGUCGGGGCCAGUACCAGAUAAGCACAUUAAACUAUAAUCCAUAAAUGUAAGGUAACAACCGAGACCUAAUGGUGCUGUGACAGCAACGCGAUUGAGUUUGAGACAGUGAAAAUACAUAUGGUAUGUUGUAUCUGAACAGGUUAGCUUACGAGCUAAGUUACUUAGCACAGAUGAAAGUUAAAACAAAGACAUUUAGCAAACUGACAUGAAAACGAAAAAGCAAUAGCCUGUUUGGUUUCUUUUUUGAAUUGUAUUACAAAAUGUGCAGCUCAAAUAAGAAAAUGAAAAUGCAGCUUGUAUUAUUUAUUCUUAAUUUUAUUUCUGGGUCAAAUUACACAGUUUUGACUUUGGAACGAACAAGCCAUACUGCAAAUGCGUUUGAAUUCUCAGAUUUGACAUUUCGAAUUGAAUUUUGGUAGAUAUUUGGAAAAUUAAAUCCCAGAUGGCUUUUUCUUCUACAUUUGAAUUAACUUACAGAAUAAUCAGUUUUGAAAAAGAGAAAGCAAUCGCAGUUUAGAUUAUUUAUUUUUAAUUUUAUUUAUGUGUCAAGAUGUGCAGGUACAUUCUGAAAAAUACAAAUGCAUUUCUGUUAAUCUAUUUUCAUUUGAAUUAUGAUACAAAUUUGCUUACAUAUUUGUUUAAAUCCAUCACAGUUCAUCUGAAGGUUGUUAUUGAUCUAACUCCUCUCUGGAGCUCUGCACUGAAAUGUCUAUAAGAGGAAAACAGGUUUUAAAGAAAUGGUAAUCUAGCUGCGUAAUGCUGUGCUGGUUUAACGGACGAUUAAUCUAUACUGAAACCUUUUCGAGGAAGAAUGCAGUUCUUGGAACAGCAUCAGCGAUAAAUGUUUCCUGCCUUCCCAGCGAUGGUUCGGGCUGGCGAUGACAACAACUGAGCAUUAGUGAUGGGUCUAUUUAAAACAGACUCUCUGUCUUUCUGCCGCCCUCGCCUCACCUCCUCUUUCAUGUGCUUACAAUACUCACCCUCACAUUUCAGACCAGGUCUCACACCAGUGCUGUUGCAAACUCAACGCCUUUUCGCUUCCAUACCAGACUAUUGGAGCCGGUUGACAGCUCUUUCAUCUGAGUUAAUAGUUCUUUAAAUCCAUCUUAAUCAAACAAGUCCCAUGUUUUCCUCCUGAGUAUCUUUUCUGUCUUUAGAAAAACAGUCCCGCAGCCAGAAUCAACAUUUUUCAUUUCCUCCCCCACAAAUCAAUCUGUCAGUGCUUGUGUGUGUGUGUGUGUGUGUGUGUGUGUGUGUGUGUGUGUGUGUGUGUGUGUGUGUGUGUGUGUGUGUGUCUGUGUGUGUCUGUGUGUGUCUGUGUCUGUGUUAAGGUAGACUUGUUUUACAUUUACAGUGACAGGCAACACUUUUAUAAUCAAUCAAUGUAUCUUUAUUUAUUUAGCACCUCAAAUGCAAUCUUAAGACACAAAGAGCAGGUCUAAAAAAACUCUAUUAUUUAACGAGUCUCUACACCAAGACAAGAAAAUCCAAUCUUAUCUUAUUCAAGCUCAUCCCAUCUUAAUUGACCACAGGCAAGACAUUUUGUCUGGUCUGGAAAAACUUCCCUCUGACAGGCAGAAACCUUGAGCAGGACCAGACUUUUGUUGAACAGCCAUUAGCCGCUUUGUUGAAUUUGGAAAGAGGUUCUAACCUGAGGAAAUUGAGACUUUCUGAGUUCCCACAGGACUCAAACAGUUUAUCAGUCCCAAAGUAUUGGAUCUAUUUCUAUUGAAUAGAAAGACAAAAGAAUGUUGGCGCUCAUAAAGGUGCUUCUGGGACCCGUGUUAUUCUGUGUCAAAAACCUCAUUAGUGAAAGUCAUACAUCAAAUAGACUCAAUCGGAGAAAGCCUUAACAGGUUUUGAUCUUCUUUAUUACCCAGAAAUCAUUACCUUUUGUUUAGAUAAUUAAAAACGUCUUAAGAGGCUGAGGAAACAGUGGUAGAUUAUAAUAAGACACUUGAGGGCUGGGAUGUGAAUCAGCACCUCCAAGUCCGAGGCCAUGGUCCUCAGUCAGAAAAAGGUAGAUUGCCUUCUCCGGGGUCGCCUCAGGUGGAGGAGUUCAAGUAUCUCAGGAUCUUGUUCACAAGUGAGGGUAGGAUGGAGCAGGAGAUUGACAGGCAGAUUGGAGCGGCGUCAGCAGUGAUGCAGAUGCUUAACCGAUCUGUCGUGGUGAAGAAGGAGCUGAGCCGUAAGGCGAGACUCUCGAUCUACGUGCUGACCCUCACCUAUGGUCAUGAACUUUGGGUAAUGACCGAAAGAACAAGAUCGCGGAUACAAGCGGCCGAAAGGGGGCUCCUUCGCAGUGUGGCCAGGCUCAGCCUUAGAGAUAGGGUAAGGAGCUCGGACACUUAGGAGGUGCUCAGAGUAGAACCGCUGCUCCUCCACGUUGAGAGGAGUCAGCUAAAGUGGCUCAGGCAUCUGGUUGGGAUGCCUUCUGGAUGCCUCCCAUUAAAGGUGUUCCAGACAUGUCCCACUGGGAGGAGACCUUGUGGCCGGCCCAGGACCAGGUGGAGGGAUUAUUUCUCUCACCUGGCCUGGAGCUGGUGGAAGUGGCUGGGGUGAGGGCUGUCUUGGCUUCCCUCCUGCCCCCGCGACCCGGACCCGCACUUAAAUUCAUAAAAGAAAACAAUAUUUACACACUUUGGAUUAUCACAACUUUUUGAAAGAAGCAGUUUUAGUAAAAAUAUGAAUGUUGUAUUUAAAUAGCUUUAGAGGCCAGAAAACAAACAUGACUGUCACAGACCAGGUCCAUCUGAUUAUAACGUGAACCCUAUUCAGAUUUUUGGAGAGUUAGCUUUAGCACUCCAGUCACUGUUAAAAGUCAAACCCGACCUUCCACGUGACGUCACGCCCUCGUUAGGCUUAAUUACAGCUUCUCUGAGUGUGUGCCACUAAUGACACACAAGCAGCUCGCUGUGCGUUCAUAUGGAGCAAGAACAACCAAGUCUUGUGUUCAUGUGGUUGUGUUUCUGGACGUGUGUUCCUCAGCUCUGCCAACGCUGAGUCCCCCAGCACCAUCACAAUCACAUCAUUGAGUCUGGCUGUGAAUGCUGGCUUGUUCUCUUCAGGUUUAGCAAGGGGCAGUUUUCUUUUACAACACAAAAUAAUGUCGGGGAUUUGUUGACGCUGAUCCCUUUUUUUUCUCUACAAUACAGGCGUCUUGAACAUGAGCAAUACCUCGGUUCAUUCCCACACAAAUCUUCGUGUCAGGUCAACCUUUUAGUACUUAAAUGUUGUAAGAGCAUGAUUCAGGAUUUCCAGACUUUUUGAUGUGUGUGUGCCGUUUCUCUGUGAGCUGCUACAGCUUUUUAUUUUUACUCUUGUUACUUAAAUCAUAGUUAAUUUGAGUGAUUCCUAAUUGAUCUCAACGUAGGUCUGUGCAACGAUUACACUGACCUACAGAUGGCACUAAAGCGUCCAGAAGCAUUGGUACCAUCUUGCAAAAUAAAGAAAGAAGAAGCCAGCGGCUGACCUGGCCAGCUUGUCCCAGAGUUGCAGUACGCUUAAAUGAAACUUCUUCAUAAAUGGCGUCCAGAUCACUGAUAUUGUGAACAAAGCCUUGCAUUUAAUUAGGGGGAGCAUAUGUCCUCUUUUACCCAGAGAUGUCUUCUUUUUGGGGGCCUUUCUGGGCUGUCCGGCCUUGUCCGGGGGGGUUUAUAAAAUCCUUUAAAUGUCUGUGGUUUCAUUUGGAAGUUUCAAGUUUGUGUCGCAAAAGUGUGUAAAAGACACUUGAUCCAGCCCGAAAAACUUUCACAAUUAGCUACGCGUGAAUCUGUGACUCCGCCCCCAUGUCGUCGAGUCCUCUUUUUGGGGAUUCACAAUAUGGUCACCCUUGUUUAAUAUGUACAAUCUGUUACGCAAGUGCCACUAUUUGCAGCUGUAUUACAGAGAUGGACUUUGAUGAGAUCAUGUUGCACUAUUUCCAUGAUGCUCCAUGAUCAUUCAAGGCCUGUAGUGUAAUUGGAUUGUUGGCUGUAUGUUUACAAUGUGCUAUAUCAUACGGCUCAAAGCUGCGUCCUCUCUUAACUCCUUCCAUCACUUUUGUGCUUCAGACGAUUCCCAGUCAGUUUUUUGUCUAGAAGCCCUAAACUCACCUUGUCCCUUUUAACUUUUUAAUGUUAUUUUUUGUUUGUUUUGUUGCUUGGAGAGCACCAAAGCUGUAAUGCUAUUUUCCUGUCUUUAAAAGGUUCAUAGCAAAACUCCUGUUAAAAAAGAGAGAAGCAGCCUAAUGUUCAGUAUUUUGACAGAAAACGACAGAGCAGGGUUUAUUUUAGCAUUUUUUAUUUCUACAUGGAUUCAAACCAAUGGGAACAUUUCUCCUAAAGCAGUACAAUCUAAGAGAAAUAAAUAUUUUUUAAGUUUGGCACACCGAAGCAGAUUUCGCGGAUGUUAAAGUUCCAGGGAACAGUCUACGUAUUCAUGCCUUCGACUUUCAGGGUUUGACUCGUAGCGUGAUGCGAACCAUCUGCCUGUCAUCUCUGUCACUCCUCUCGCUGAAAGCAGCCAUUGUUAAAAGCACUUAGACCAGUCAGUGUAUGAUCAAACCUGACAAUAUUUCACCACCCAUUUCAGAAAGGUUCCUUUGCUGUAUGUUCGAACUUUGUUUUUUUUUUCAAAGCACUUAAAUCAGACAGAAAAUGUGUCGAAAACCGAAGUGGCUUGAAGCAUAAUAGCAAAUUCAUCUGUGAAGGCUUUCUUCACACUGUACAUGUGUUUUUCUCAUUUUGUGAAUGAGGGUUCAUUCUUCCUUUUUCUUUUGCAUGAAUGAAUUGACAAAAAGCCCAAAGCUAACCACCCUAGUUAACAGAAAACAACAGCCUGUAGCCUCUGUUUCACAGCUCAGAGAUAAUUCACGAUCUUACAAAGGUUUUUCAUCUGUUUUUAUUGUAGAAGGUUUAACUUAAAGCAUAGCUGUAGGCUUUUUCAAUACCUACAUAUUUUCUUAUGAGGGCGUUUAUGCAGAAUUUGUGAGAAGCUGUUUUUAUUAAUGUGAAUUCGAGCCUCUCUGGCUCUGACACAAGUGAAAGAAAAAAGUUUCCAAACUCUGCACUGCGAGAGGCAGAGCUUCAUAAAGCAGCUUGAUUUCACACAUAUGUAAUAUGUAAGCGUGUGUGCCUGCCGGGUGUUAAAACGUGUUAAAGCUGCUCUUUUUGUUUUUUGGUCAGAGCCAAAGAAACAGAAUCAUUAAUCAAACCCUGGGAAACUGGAGGUGCUCAGCUGAGUGAUACAACAGGUUAUUGAGAUUUCUGUGUUUAGAUUUUCUUAAAGAUUUGUUGCACUCUCUCUGACAUGGACAUUAAAAUAACGGGAUUUUUUUCAUCAUAAACCAAGUUUACAUGGGGGAAAUUUAAUCCGAUUAAAAGUUUAAGGGAUCGGAUAAUCUGAAUCCACUGUUUAUAUGGGCGUAAAAUCAAAUAACCUGAUCAUGACGUGGCAUACAUGCACCAAACUUUAGUCAGAUUAGAAGCAUUUGGACAUGCCCAGAAUUGUCUGAUUUCGCUGAAAAAACUGCGCUGUCAACAAACCAACAAACGCAUUAGUGGCUUACUCCAUCCAAUCAGGAGUUUUCCCCUUGUUAAAUAUUGUCACUAGAUGGCGCCCUUGCGUAUUUCUUUUACUGUUCUGUCAAAGGUUGCUCUCUGUGUGCCGAUGUGACAUCAUUACGCUGUAUGUACGCCUUGUUAUGUUAUCGGAGGAGCAGACAUGGCGCCCGCAGUUGUGUUUUAUGCCAGAGUGUUAAUAAUGAAACCUCCUGAACUGACCUCAAUAAAUAAGACAAAGGCUAAAGAGUGAAGAUCAAGUUAAGUAAGAGAGUCACGAUCGGAAUAAGUGUUUACAUGGACACGUUUCGGAAUAGCGAUCGGCAUUAACCACCCCUCUCGAUCAGAAUACAAUUUCUUUCCGAUUGAGCGGAAUUGGAUCAGAACCUUCCAAACAACAUGUUUACAUGACACAAUUUUAUUCCGAUCGGGCAUUUAUUCUGAUUAUUUGUGCUCAUGUAAACGCAGCUAUUGUAGCUGAAAACAAUUUUUUUUAAUAUAUUUAUUUUUCUGAAACAGAUUUUGAGUAUUAGACACAAGGAUUAAGUAACAAGAAUGUAAAUUAAUUCAUAUUAUUCCUGUGUUUUGAGGCCCCCCUUUUUUUUAUCACUUGAUGCGUGGAGAAGCAGGAAUGUUUCGUGGGUCAGUGCGUGUAUCCGUGUGAGAGAAUUAAUUGGAAGAAAACUUUUUGGGGUGAGUAAUUGGUCCACAACAGUGCCAGAGUGUUCGAAUAAGUCAAGAUGUUCGGGGAUUUGGAGCCCACAGGUUCAGAGUGCCAUGUAAUAGUUUUCCUCUCUGUUCCUUCUGUUUCUUCGUUCUUUUCCAUCCAUGCAAUUUUAAUCAGUGUCAAGCUGAUCCCUCAUUACUCCCUCUUCUUCCUGCCCUCUGUGGUUUUGAGGAGUGGUGAGUGAUGUUGCGUGUGUUGGGCUAAUAUGACUAUAAAAGGUUGGGGCCGCAGCGCCUUAGAGCUAAUCCGGGUGCAGAGCCACUUUUAUUAGCCCUGCCUGUGUCUGUCUGUCUUUGUGUUUGUGUGAGUGAGAGACUAAGAUAGAGGCGAAAACACACACACACACACACGCACACACACACAGAGCAGGGAUGAAACACCAAAGAGGACUAAACCCACAUCACACCCCCUCAUCCGUAACUGUCACUUCUUAUUCAGUAGAAACACAUUUUCUUUCAAAUUCAAUUGCUCCAUAGGUAGUGAUUGGUGGCGGCAGAGAUUAAGAGUCACUUUAAAGUUAGGACAAGCAUAACAGCGGUCUGUGUGCAUGUGUGUGUUCAGCAAAGUGGUCUGUGUGGUCCUUUUUUUAUAGUGUCAAAAGAAACAAAUGACCUCACUCCCCCUUCGGACACAUGCAGACCUUCUGUGUGACCAAGAAUGGUCACAAUCACAGCUACCAGGAGGUUUCUGAUCUCUAAAGACCUGAAAUUAAAGAUAUUUCCUUUACGCUGCUCACAAAACAAAAAUUUCUAGCUUAUCUGAUUGCUCACAUGUUGGUAUGCGUUAUGAAAAAACAGCCAAAACAAAAAAGAAUUUUAUCAGCAGCAAAUGUAAUGAUACCUCAUUGGUCCUAGUGUGGAUAUAGCGCUUUAACGUCAUGGGAAAAAGACAAGAGAUACAACGUGUAACAUCCUGCACACACUUCCAAACUUGUCCCUGUCCACCCUCAGCCUGCAGAUAAGAGGAACUCUGGUCGAAAUGACGCAUGCUGCAGUGACGAAGCAGUCAAUGAGUAAAGAACAUCAAGACAUUCAUUUGGCUUCAUUUAUAGCUUUAACAACAUUUAUCCUGUUGUCACUUUAUUUACUCAUUAUAAUAAAAUGACCUAUCAGUGUUAAAAGUUCUUUGAUAGGGCGCUGAUGGCAAAUUGGUCCUAGUUGUCCUAGCUGCAGCAGUCACUAGUUUGAUGGGUGUCUUCUCCCACUCUCUGCUCCCCGUGUUUCCUGUAGCUUUCCUCUAUGAAAGAGGAUUAGGGCCACAACAAGAGGAAAAAAUAAUUACAGGAGGGAGGGAGGGAUUAGAGUCGAAAUAAAAAAAAAUCCAAAUGAAAUGCCGUAUGGCUUAAAUUUGUCAUAGCCAUCCAUGUGCCAGAGCGCAUUUGGUCCUCGGCUUCGGUGAUGCCUGCGCCUCAGACGCCAGGCUUGUCUGUGCUCCACACCUUCAGGAUCAAUCAACUUGAUCAGUUGUCUUAUUGUAUCUUGCGAGACAACAUAGCCUCACUGUAUAGCACGCUGGUGUUACCAUCGCUAACCCUGCAUCUGCAUCAUAAUCUUUGGCACAGUCUUUUCAGAGUCUGAAUACUUAUGACCACACUGUGUAAAAGAGCAAGGAUUUCCUUUUUACAAAAUCCAAUUCUGAAGUAAAGCUUUAUAAACUGUUGUACAGAGGAAAUGUUGUCGAGUGACAAUGCUGUUGUUUCAUUAUCAUCAAUCUCAACAUUACGACUUUAUUCAUGAAAUUUAGUCUUUAUUUGCGCCAACUUUAAUCUUGUAAUUUCCAAUUCAAGCUAGAAAUUUUGAUUUAAUUCACAAAAUUUUAAAUUUAUUGAUGUUGACUUCAAUCUUUAAAUUUCUACUUCAAUCUCGAAAUUUCAUUUUCAACUCUCAAAAUUUUGAUUUUAAUCUUGAAAUUUCGACUUCAUGUGGCCCUUUUCCUCUUCCGCACUUCCAGUACUUUUUAAAAAGUACUUGAUAAGAGAUAUAGCAGUGUCAGUUUUCUAAAGCUGCAACAAAAAAAUAACCCAGUACAGACCAGUUCAAUUUAUUUUCUAGUGUCCUUUUUUCUUCUUGUGGACUUAGCCAGCUUGUGUCCAUGUUUAGUAAUGAGUUGCCUGGCAACUGUUUUCCCAACACUUGUUUACUAAAUAUGUCAAGCAUUAGUCACAAUAGAUGGACAGAAACUCAACUAUUGUUAUGUAAUAUUAUUCACAGCUGUCAUAGAAGACAGUUGCUGCAGUGGAGUAGAAGUGCAUGUUGACUUCAUGUCCAGCAGCAGUCUCAGACUGAAUUAAACUUUAGCAGAAUAAGCUGUGAGCGGUUUCGUGUGGCUUCAGUCUGUUUCAAAUUAACCAGUUUCCCCCUACAAUGAAAGUGCAGCAAUUAAACCAAGCUAGGACAUUGAUAUAUAUAAAAAGUAUACCAAAAAAAUUCAUGAGCUUAAAAAGCUGUGACAAUAAUAAUUGAGGGUCUGCAUAAUUUAUGAUACGCACCAGUUAAGACGUGUCUGGCUUGUAAUUGCAGCUGAUUCCUGAAAACCCAUAAAACUGGUAUGUGUUUACACCAUGUAGGGUUCCAUUAGCUAUUUGUCACCCUUUUAACCGUGUUUAGUCAGGAGUAAAAUGGAAAAAUAGCUUUUUACUAGGGCUACAUUCACUUAAUCUUUAUUAAAACAGUAAAUCAGCAUCUCUUUUUUUUUUCGUUGUUCAUAGGAGAACACAUUGCAAAACAGCAUCAUCCUCACAGAUGCUGUCGAAGUUUAGCUCUGGAUUUCACACAAGACCCCGCAAUCUCUGUUUUGUUUUCUAUUGUUUUAUUUUGCGUAGCAACUACCACAUGUGAGGCAAAAUCUUUGAUAAGAAUCUCGCUCUGUGCCUCUUUUGCUGAGUCUUUGGGAUCUAAUAAAAUCUCUCCCUGAUUUACUUCUGGCAACAUCAAUCAAAGUUGACUUCUUUUCCAGAGCACGGAUUAAAGUGAUUCAUUUUUUCAGAUUCGACUGAAAUGAUAUUAAAGUAAUGCCAAACAGCCCAAAACUCUAAACAAUCCCUUAGAAGUGUGAGGUGGUUGAACAUUUGGCCAACUUUUGGAGGGUGUCUAGGGAGUGAGUUUGCUCAUUUGAUUGUAAUGUGUAUUGUUGACUUGGAGAGAGCCCACAAUAGAAUCCAAGGGUAGGUGCUACUGCAGGAAAAUAAGGUAGUGUGGUCAUUGCUGCUGCUAACCAUCCAGUCCCUGUAUGAGCUAAUGACAGCUGUGUUUGAAUCCGCUUCAUCGGAACCAUGUGUACUUCAGUAGGCUUGACCCAGGUUUUGGGUUCUGCUUGAUUUUAACUGACAGGAUCUCAAGAUGCAAUCGAACUAUUCAGGUGAAGAGGGAGCAACCUGCUUUCAAUUUAACAUCCAUGUUCCAACCCUUGUCUACAAACUUUGGGCUGUGACAGAUAGACUGAGAUGACAGAUAAUAGCUUCCAAAAUGAUGAUGAUAUCCUGAAGAGAGCUUGGAGUAGAUCUGCUGCUCUUAUGGAGACAUUCAUCUGAGGUGGUGUAAGCAUCUAAAACAGAUGCCUUAUAACCCUGGACCCCCUACUUUUGGAGGUUUUCCACUCAUAUCCAGCUUGGGGGAGAUCAAGGUAACCGAGAACUUGUUCUUUGGGGGAUUCAGUAAGAGCCUUGGAGCUCUUUGGCAUCCCAUGGAGGAGAUAAAACAUUGCUUGAGAGACAAACAUCUUGACCAAUUUCCUUCGCUUUUAGCCACCAAACGGACUUACUGAGUUGUGACUGAGUCCUUAUUCCCUGUGCUGUGGUCGAGACGUUUUAAACCUUCCCUCCCCUCUUCUGAGUUGAAAGCCCAGUGUGACAGCAGGUCAUAAAGUAGAAACAAAGGUAACUCAAAGUGAUGGUUCUGUCUAUUAGACACACAUCAGUGAAUGAACAGUAGAGACCCUCAAUUAUGCGGUUAUAGGACAAGGUCUGUCAUUAGCUUUGGCCUAAUCUCCCACAUGAACCCAUAACUCCUGAGAUCAAUAAAGAGAUUACUCAUUUCCGCUUCACCUUGACUCACGCUCCUGUUUAAUAAUCCUGUGAUGUUGCUGGUUAUGUGCAUCAUUUUUGGUUUUUGUGUUUUGCAGCUGACAGAUGGCGGCAAGGCGGCCAAAGGCGGCGUCGCCGUUGGAGACCUGGUUCUGUCUAUUGACGGCAUCGCCACAGAGGGCAUGAACCACCUCGAAGCCCAGAAUAAGAUCAAGAACUGCACUGGCAACCUCAGCCUCAACCUGCAGAAGUAAGCCCUGAGCUCAUGCUCUGUAUACAUGUGCGCACCGAUAAAGCAGAAACACAGCUGCUUCUUUUACAAUGAUUUAAUGUGUGAAUGCGAGUGGGAAGCCAUUUAUCUCCUCGAGGACACAGGAUCCAUGCACUCACUUUCAAACACUUCCAAACAACCCAUCUCUACACCAGAUUUAGAGUCCACGGUUCCCCCUUUCAACCCCACACAUCCUGCAUAUAAGCAGAUGUUCACUGUUGUUGUAGGAGUUAAUCUUCUUCCUAAAUCGCAACCACACUAUUAGUUCUGCCUGAUGUCCCGUUCCCUAAAGGACACAGGGAUAACUGAAAUCUCUGCAAGAGCAUCACACAUGUGGACCGCCCCCUCCUCCCUGAGGCCUAUUUCAUACCCCGAGCUGUUUAAUGGGAUCCUGCAGAGCUGAUUUAUAACAAACAGUUGUCUUACAGUGUAUUAAAACUGUGUGUGCGUGUUUUUAAACGGCUUCUCGUGUGAUCUGAAUGGGCUGUUUCAUUGACAGGACUCGUAGCUUUGGGGCAUGCGUGUGUUUUUAUUUAGAAACUGCAAGAUAACGAAAGGAGCAGAUUAGCAGUUUCAAAGACCAGAUGUUGCUUUGUAUUAAAUCUAAACUAGCCGGUGUUGUAAUAAGCUCAGGGUUGUGUUCCGUCUGUGUUUUGUUGCUUCUCUGCUUAGGCAUGUUACAUUUUUGCUUGUCUCUUGAAGACUUUUCAUCGUUCCUUCAGGGUUCGCUUCAUUUAAAGCUAACUGAGCAUGUCCUCUAACUUAGAUCCAAAUGAUGACAGAGUGGAGACAUUUGCUCCGAGUGAGCGGCAGAGAACAAAUACUGUGUAGCCACAGUGUUUACCGCGACUCCCGAUCCGUGAUCAAAAUGUUCUCAUAAUGAGUGAAGCGGGUCCUAGAAUAAUGCUCGGCCUGACGGUCAUCAAUGGUUGAGUUAAUUUUACUGUCAAAGCAGAAAUUUAUGGAUUCAUGGAUGUUAUUAUUCUUUUUUUAUUCCAUCAUUUUGUGAGGAGGCUGCACAGUAUGUAACGGAACAUUUGCACUCUUCAUCUUCUCACACUGUUUCUAAAAGCAGCAUUAAUAUUGAUGAUACAACUUCUGUAAAAUUCAAGGAGUGUGAUGUAUUUUUAAUAGAUUUUUGUCAUUUAAAAGGCAACAAAUCCAGUAUACCAGUGCCAAACAUUGAGAGAAGUUUUUUAUGUGUUCUUGUAUUUCACACAGAGGAUAGUGCUUGAAAAGUAAGAAAUCUGAAAUAUCAAAUGUGAUGCCGGUGAGCCUGACCGUCCCAUAGCUGGAGCUUGCACAAGCUAAAACUUAUGUAUUGAUUUAGCUUAAGCAUCAGUCUUAGGUUGUGUUCACACUAAAAGGUCUGUUUUCUGAUACGAACCAAAGCAAGGAUGAUACAUUGAUGAUAUUGUGUUGCAAUUUCUCAACCGGUCCGGUUCACGUUCACAAAGGCUAAACUCAAAUGGUCCAAAAAUUGUCACGUGGAAAAGCCAUUCUGUGAUUGCUUAUACAGUCUAGGCGGGUAGACAACAAAUCUGUUGCAAUUUUUACGGUACAUAAUGGAGCAUCGUCUGCUCAUUCUUAUGUUGGUGCUGAUCUGGACUGUAUAUCAGCAGACUUUGACAAACUUCGCAUAUGAGCGGCUGGGAAGACUGCAGGAAUUAAAUAAUGUAUUAAUACAUGCAGGUCCUAGUAGACGUUCUGCAACUGGACGGUCAUAUCACAGAAGACGACAGGCAAUACUUUGUAACUCCACGUUUGUCCCCUGCUAGACAUUAGCCGCACUUCGAUAACUUUGCCUCUGACCAAAACAUGAUAUGAUGGUGUGCUUCCUGUGAUUGGUGUGAAGCCGGUUCACACCAGAAGUAAACCACUCUAGAGUUCACUUGAUGGCGGUCCGAGACCACUCCUACCAGGCGGACCCGUGAGUGGUUGACUGGUCCGCACCAGAGUCUGAGGCCAGCAUUCACAGCAACCAAAACGAACUGCACCAAGGAGGUAAACGCUCCUGAGUUCAGUUUGACUGGACUAAAAAAGGCUGGUGUGAACGUGAUCUUAUUCUCCACACCCCAACAAAAAAUUUGAGUAAAUAUUUUAGUCUUGAAAACUAGACGGCAAGGAGAAAAACUCACUGGAGUCAAAAUUGAUUCAGCUUGCGAAGCGUAGACUUUCUUUUCCAGUUACCUCAUUGUUCUCCUUAAAUCACCUAAGUGCUGCUGAGCACCAGGGUUAGUGUACAGUUUUUAUAUAAGGUCCAGCUUGUUUGGCAGCCCAGUUAAAGGAUUAUGUGUCCCGUAUCACCGUGUGCCUGUGGCAGACAUCAUCCCAUGUAAGCUUGAUGCAUGCCCUGUUGGAACCACAUGGAUCAGCUUGUUUCAUUAAGUGGCAGUAUAAUAUAAUUAAAGCCGUGUAAGCAAGCAGCCUUGUUGGGGACAGCUGGCUCCAGCUCCUGAUUUACUUGGAUACUUUUGGGUCAGAAAGAUUUACUGUAAUCCCUUAAUUCUCCAGACUCCAUUCACCCAAAGAAACAAGAGUUUCAGAGUUUCAUCCUAUUUGUUUAUUGGCAUUUGUUGGCACUGUGUGUUAAAAAAUACUUCAUAUUCUGAGAGUGUCACACUGAGGUCAACAUCUGGACUUUAAUGGGUUUACAUACGUAAUGGAAAGAACCAAUCUCCUGGCUGUUUCUUUUCAAUUAUUGGAGGUGUCACUUGCUUCACUUUUAAUUCUUCCAUGCUGCCGGCACAUUUAGAUUGGGUUUGCCACUGCUUCAGUUCAGACGGCAGGCGGGGUGUUAAGAGGGAGAAGACACAAAGGCGUGUUUGUAAAGCAUGUGGUGUUCGCGUGUGUGUGUGUGUAGUUUAGAAGGAGACAGGCUGUGGUCUUUUGUCGAAUAAAGAUGUGAUGAUGAGAAGGAAAAGACACUGGAUGUACAAAAGAAAAUCGAUCAGACUGGCUUAAAGAUGAAUUUGUACUAUUCCGAUACUGUCACAUAUCCACCAUGUUUAAAUACUGGAACAGUACAAGGAUUUAUUUACUGCAAAGUUAAGCCAGACUAAAGGAUAAUCCACUCCCCACCCCAUUCUUUCCACCACUGAUCAGUCAGUAUGUAAAAAGUUUCCAAAGCAGGAGCAACAAGAUAUACAUGCAUUAUUUAAAAAUAAAGAACAGUUUCAAUGAAAGAUAUCUUGAAUUUUAUUUGAGGCUUUUUCCAUAAGUCUCCUCAAUAGACAGUUUUUUUUUUUUUUGUUUAAGGGUGGGUUUUUACUUUAAAAUGUUUAAUUUUUGACUUAAAAGGGAUCAUUUAUACAGGGUUCCUAUGCAGGUAUGGAAAGUAUGGAAUAAAUUUGAUCAAUUUCCAGGUCUUAAAAAGUAUUGAAAAUGAAAAAUAAAGUAUGGAAAAAAUAUUUAUGUUUCCAAACUAUUACCACAGUUCUAAAAUACUGUUUUCUAAAAUAGAAAAGAAGGUAUUCCCAAAAAUAAUUCUAAAAAUUAGGGUAUGGAAAAGUAUGGGAAUUACAACUGUGUAGGACCCAUUUUUAUACCCCGAAAUAUGUUCAUAACAGCUUCUAUCAUCCCAAAAUUUACCUCUUUGAUUCUUAAAUUGUAUAUAUUUUUUUCACUAUAAAGUUGAAAUGGUUUCCACUUGUCUCUUUUCGCUUAGAUUCAGGAUGAGCAUUGACUGUUCGCUCUUAUAACUCUGAAUAUAUGGCUGAACUAUAUAUAGCUGCUGCAGCUAGUGUCUGGCAAUGAAGUAUGCCAAUUGAAUUAAGUGGAAGUGAGUCUGUUAUUUCACCACUGCAGGACUUUCAGACGAGUGAAGAGGCUUUAAAGAAGAAAUAUACCCAGUUCACAUUCAAAGGUUUAAGGUCCUUUUUUUCUUGAGAGGAUCUGUAAUGAAAUUGUUUUUUCCUCUGUAUCGGAGAAAAAGCUGAUAAACCGGUUAGUGACCUUACCUGUUUGUUUAUCUUUUCAGUCUUCGCUUGAUUUUUCCUCUGUCUAGGAAUGCACUUUGUAUUGUUCGGGUAACAAUGUCCCCUCAAAGUCCACAUUUUUGCUUCAUGACCUCUGCGGCUUUCACAGUUUUUCAACAUUCAGUGUGUUUGUGGAUGCAGCUCUCUGACCGGAGACUGAGUUUGUUGAAAGAAGCAGAAGCAGGAAAGAAGUAAAAGGAAAAAAAUCUUUUAAGAGGCCAAAGAAGACAAAUGGAAGUAACAUCAUGGUGAAAAGAUGAAAGAAAGACACAUAAACAAUGAUAGUGAUGGAUUCCUCCAAGGGUGAUGUUUUUUUGAUCAACCUGCUUGACAUCUGCGGCUUUUGUAAACCGUGAAUCGCUCUGCUGGAUGGCACCAGUGAAGAAUGUUAAAACAUUACUGCUAGAUAUCCUUUAAAUUCUACUGAUCAACACAGAUGUUGAAAAAAUGCAGUGAAUGUUUUUUUUUCCCGGAAACUUUUUUUCCUACGAUGAUUUCUGCGUUUUAAUCUUUGUUGUCAGACUGGGUUUAGUUUGAUGAAGCUGAGGAAAAGGUCUCGUAUCUUCUUCUGGAGACAGCAGACAGACUGUGUGGGAGCAUUCAGACACAUGUGCAGCACAUGUGUUGAAAACUCACACACACAGUGGACGCGGAGAAAAACACGUCAAAGGGCCGGCUGGCACUGUAACGUUUAUACGUUUUAUAUAUAUUGAAUCUCUUCAGUCUUUCCAGCAAGAACAGAUGGACGAGAGCGGACAACGCUGUCUAUUUGAAACUAUUAUAUUACCAACUUUUUAGGAGCAAAACAAACAAACUUGAUUAGAAACAUGAAAUAUGCACUUUGCAGGAGUACGAACCGAAACUCGUAGUCUCCAGUACCUCUACAUCAUACAACUCCAGCUAAGUGGUUGUCAGUGUUAUAGAUGUUACUUCUAAUCAAAUCCACAAUAGUAACGAUCUCCAGUUCUCAGAUAAACCGUUGAUUUAUUCAUGUCUUCUUGCCGGACUACAGGGAGAACAAGAAGGGAGGAUAAUUUGAAAAUAAUGUGGACAAAUAGCGUUGGAACUCAAAGAAUAAGGGAGUGAAAUAAAAGCCAACUAUCUUGAAGUUUCUGAAAAUUUACUAACCUACAACGACCUUUCCCCGGCUCCUAUUUAUUCACUUCAGAGUAGUCCCCGUGGUGUAGAGCAACCACAGAGUUUCAGCACUUAAAUUAGCCUCUUCAGAGACAUAAUUAUUCUCCUUAGAGCUACGCAGCACACUGGUAUUAAACUGUUCAUUUCAACCAAUCAUCCUAUGCCUCGACAAAACCACCUUUGUAUUUUUGCUGUUAGGUUUGUUUCAACCGCCUCAGUCUGGCUAAAUGCUCUAUUCCCCACAGUCAAGUCUUUUCGAGGCCCAUUUGACUGUUUAAUGGUCCUCUGUAUUAAGUGUUUUUCUCCUGUAAUGGCACUAUCUCAUGGUCUUGAUGUGUUCGAGGAAGUAAAGAAAAAAGGCACAAAGAGAAAAACAAUUAACCCAAUGCACUCAUCUACGCAUAAGCAUGAGCAAAGAGCCAAAUAAGGGCAGGAUUGGGGUAAACAAAUAGUCCCGCAGCGAAGAAAGGUUUUGUGUUGUAAAUUGGUUCCACUUUUCUGUUAUCAAAGUGUGGAUCUAACCCCGUUGAAAGGACCUCCGACGGAUAAUUAAAGUGAUUUUCAAGCCUGUUUUUGUGAGUUAGAGCUUCAAUAAAGGAGCCGUCACAUUCAUAAUGGAGACCGUAAUCACAGGGCGUAAUAAGUCAUUAAUAAACAGCGUCAGCUUUUAGGUCUCUUGUGUGUUUGCUUUUAUGCUGAGUCGCAGCGCUCUGGAGGUGUUGUUUGCGGCAUUUACUCUGAUUUAUAGACCCUCCCCCUCCUCCUCUACACACGCACAACCACACAUGAAAAGGAGAAGAGAUGUAGCUCACCACAGCACUCUGUAGUUGCAAAAAACAUAAAUUAACACUUUUAUUACAUGCAAGGGAAGCAUAUUAAAGAAUUAUCUCUUUGAAAGAAAUAUUAGACACGAACGUUUCUACAUAGACAUGCACUUAAACUCUCAUUCGCACACUUGCACAGAUCUCAUUGCAGCUGCUCGGGUUAUUUUGAGUGUGGAAGUUGGCUCUUGACGCUGCAGAAGGGGUUGGGCGAGAGAAGUUUAUGAAGGGUCGGGGUGUACGUUUUCAUUUUGUUUACAUUGCGUUCUCCAAAUAGAGACAACAAGAUCCUGACGUACGUGCGAAUGCUGAUUGCACCGCAUAGCCACGUGCCCGACGUAUAGCCACAAACGCACAUGCACAAGCACAUGCAUACAGGAAGUUGGUAUAUGUUUCCCUCUGUCCCAGUGUACCCCACUGGUGUAUUGGCGUGAUAACUUCAUCUAUGAGGAGGUCCAUGUCACGUAGCUGUCUGAACUCACAGACCGGAGGAUUCCUGCGAGUAAUAUAACUGUCAGGGUAAAGUUUGUUCCUUGAUUGUUGGCGAGGCUGAAUUAUCCAUUCCAAGUUUGUAGCGCAUACUUAGAAAAAAAUAAGAAAAACAAGUCUUGCUUAUUUGGAGCUGAUAAAAACAGUAUGUUCGAUUGAGUCUAAUUUUUAUACAAGAGACUGCAGGGAGUAUGCUUUGAAUAAAUACCUGUCGUGUAAGUUAUCCAGUUCACUUACCCAGAAAUGUGCUCUAAUACAUUCCCCUUUUCUGAGAAGGCUAAACUUAUGAACCGUUGUGCUUGAUCAGGUUAAUUUGGCCCUCUGGUUAUAGUGUUAUAAGAAAAAGCUCAGUGAAACUAGUCAGCUACUGUAUAUUUCCCAGCAUUACAAGUUUAGUGUCAGCUGAUUCACAUCGAGCCUGUGAGACUUGAGCUGUAGCUGCAGAAAUCCUCUGCCCUAUGAAAAGCCUCUGUAGUCAUAGGCUCUCUCUGCAGCAGCAGCUGCCAUUGUCACUUACUCCGCUCUGAUGUUUGCCAGAGAUGUUCCAAAGCCAAGAGUGCUAAACUGGGCUCACCUGUCUCUGUCUUUCACUGGUCUGUAGUAUUUGCCAAAGAUCAUCUAAAACUAACAGCCAUCGUCUUUUGAUGAGGCUUGUCCGGUUAUAUCCUAACACCGGGAGAAUGUAGCUACGGGGAGACACACCUGUCUCUGCCUGUCUCUCACUAGUCUGUUGUUUUUGCCAAAGAAAAUACAAAUCACAAGAACCUUAGGGGUCUGUGAAGGUAGCCCACACAUAAUCCGGGGCCAAGAACAGUGUGUCAGGCUCAUCUGUCUCUGCUUUUUUAAUUCUUCUCUGCCAUUUGCCAAAUAUAUCUUUCUGUAAGCCAAGAGCACUCAUCUUUAGGCCAGCCAGCAUUGUUGAACGAUACCCAAACGGGGCAGCUGGAGCUGUGUGAAAAAUCAUCUGGACUUAUUAGAGGGGGAAAAACAAGAAGUCACAUUUCAUAAGCACUGUGUAAAUACCAUAAAUGAGUUUCAGGGUGUUAGACUCAGACAGACAGAGCAUAAACUGUGCACUCAGCAGCUUUGUUCCAGAUAAAAUAAGCUUCUAAUUAUAGUAACAAAUGACUCUCGAAUAAAUUACAAUCAUCAUGUUAUGAAACACAUUACCCGUGGGUCCCAGGCACAUUUGCCAUCUUUUCUUGCAGUUCUCACAUUAAAUCUGCGCCGUUAUCAGCUCAGAUUGGCCGAGAUAUAUUUGAAAUCAGCCAAUGACGCACUAGGUGUUUAUUUUUUGCUCUGAUUCAAGUCCAUAGACGGCCAGAGAGUUUGAAGUCCAGCCUUGAGGACAUUUGUGUGUCUUUUGGGGGGAACAGAAAAAUGUCUCUGUACUACUUUGCUGUACCUUACGUGGACCUCUGUCCCCACUGUUAUCCUCUUCAAUAUAAUCUCCUAAAAAUGUGGUUUUACAGCGGAAACAAAGGAGCACAUGGACUUGAGACGUUCAUUCAUUUUUGUUGCCAGCUACAUUUUAUGACUUUUGGUGUGUGUGUGUGUCGCUUUGGUUCUUGAGACAUGUCACUCAAGAGGUGUGUUUGGGAGGGUGUGCGUGAGUGAGAAUCAGAAGCGGAAAGAUGAACACCGAACGAAGAAUAACUAAGGUCAGUAAAUCUCGCCUCCCUGUUGGUAAAUCACUAUGAGUGAUAUUGACGCACUUUGAUAUCCGUAACACACUUAACAGUCCUUAGACCAGAUGUUGAAUAUGGAAAACACUUCCUGGUCCAGCUGUGGAUCAUUUUGACAGGCAGGCUGUCCCAGUGCUGAGUGCUGGACCGAGCCUGCGGGGCCGUCUCCUCCUUCUGUCCUUCUGUUUGAUGUUCUUUGUCUUUUUUCUGCUUCCUUAGAAAGUGUCUGUUCGCCGCCAGACUGAAAAAAGAAGCUUUUAUGUAGAAAACAAUAAACCAAGGUUAGAUGAACAUCUUAACUUGUUCUGUGUCUGUCAUCGUUCAAGGCGUUUAUUAACAUAUUACAGAUGAGCGUUGAUAUAAUAAAUGCAGAAAUUUAUAAUCUGAGACCAUAAUUUAGUGCUGGGUAGAUCUUUAAUCCUUAAUCUUGGUUCUAAUUCAUUGUUUCUGGGCCUCCAAAGAGUUAUGUGGUUGUCCUGAUCCACUUUGGACCCCCUGUUCCCCUCAGUUUCCCUUAUGGGGCCCCAGCAAGUACUAGCUUUGCCUCCAAGACAGAGAUUCCUAAACUCCCUCCACCUUGAACCCACGCUUGAAACAAUACAUUCUCCAUCUGAGUCUCAUGAAAUCACACCAGGGCUUUGGCUGGUUUAAUCUGUAUUGAGUUAUUGUAGAAAACCACUGAAAGCGUUUGACAUACCAGAUAUGACUUUGAUAAACUCAGAUUCGCACACGAAAUCGGUCGGGUGUUUUCCUCCUUCUCCUGUUUGGUGGUUCUUGUUGAGAGGUGUGUUUGUCAGUGAGCUGAAGUGAGAAUAAAAGCUCAUUUUGGGAGGUUAUGUGGUGCAGAAGUGUGGAAAUUGUUGUAUCUCUUCUGCUCUUGGCUUUGUGACAGAGUCUGUUUAUGUCUGUUAGUCUUGGUUAGCAACUCCAUGUGAAGUUUUAGUCAAUCUAAGGAGAAACAGAGCUGUAAAAGUUUAAAUUAGUUGUAAAAAAGACAACAUCUACAGUUUUACUACCCUAUGACUCUUGAGACAGCAUGGGCAGUCACACCUACUAACUCCAGCUCAAGAGCCAAACCGUUAAAUCAUGCUGUUGCGUUAUUGUUCCACAUACCUCCUUAAAAAUAUAUAUCUUUGCAUAAUUGUAAUGCGGCAUUAAAAAGCAUUCACAGCUGUUGGAAACAUCGAGGAUGAAUUAGAUGCUGUUAAAGUUCAGUGGCUUUUCAUCCACUUUCUUACCUUGAAAAUAUAAAUUUAAUUCAAAACUGUAUUCAUGCGUUUCAACAGAUACUCUUCUGCUUCGGUUCGGUUGUGUUGAAUGUUCCUGUUGGACACAUUGGCUCCUUUUCUCCUGCCCUGGUGAGGCUGAACCUAAUGGGCAUGUUUCCUCUCAUGGUCUGCUUUUAAUAAUCCUCGGGGUACCACUGCAUUGUUGUUGUAAAAAAAAAAAAAGGAGCUACUAUAAAAUGUUUUUGUUUGUUGCUAUGUGACCACAAGAAACACAGAACAGGAGCAUUUCCAUGUUUGUGAUAUUAACUCCUUUUUAUUUUUAUAGGUUUUUACAGAUGAAAAUAAAGAAAAUGUACUUAUAAAUGUAACGGUGAGGCUGAUUUAAUGCUUUUUAUACUAGGACAUGUCAAGUCUGGAUUUUUGAUUCCACAUCAGUGGGCAGCUAUACAUGUUACAGCCUCUUUCAAGAAACCCACAGCUAGUUCAAACCCUCAGGCUUUUUGUCUCGCCAUAUUGAUCUCUAGAGCGAACAAUAAAAAAGAUUUACAGCGUACAUGUAACAUAACUCUUCAUUCAUAAUGUGGCUUACACGGCGUGGAGUUUGCUUUGGAGGAAAGGGAAUAAAAACAUGUGCAGAGAAACAAUAGCUGAAAAUCAACAGUGUGCUUUUGAUUGUCAAACAAGUUUUCCUCAAAGUUGAUGUCAGUGAGUAAAGUUUUUGUAGUGAAGCAGCUCUGGUUCGAGCAGAUUUUUCUGCUUUGGUCUGGUCAGCAUCAACGCUAUUUUAGGAUCUCAUGUGACGUCAUAGUCAGCUGGAAGGUCUGUCUGGGCCUCAGUGGAGAUACUGGUGGGAGGUAGAGAAGAUAACACACACACACACACACACACACACACACACACAUACAUGCUUGUUCUUGGUCAAUAUGAGGACUUCUGCUAGGACAGGACAAACGGGGACCCUGCUUCCUAAAUUAGUUUAUUUCAUGUUUUUACCCUUCAGUCCUGUUCGAUGGUUCUGGGAUCCCGAAGUUGAUCCACACUCAGACCCACAGAACAACGAGAGAGCUGAUAAAGACAAGCACACCCAGCCUAUUUUAAGACCAGCUUUAGAUAAACUCACAUAUUGGUCUCUAACUAGCAAAGAAGUUGCACCUUUAUUUUCUGAUUUAGCCACAAAAGCAAACAAAUGUAACUCCAGCUACUGAACAGGAACACUUCUGAGAUGUAGCAUCUCAUUUUCAAAGGGGGUCACAAUCAGGUUACUGUGAUAGAGAUUUACUCCCACUUAGUGCUGAAUAGCAUGUUGUGAUCAUGAAUAGAAAAAGAAAUAGACAGUUCAAUGGUAUAGUGUGUCUGACCCCUUUUCAUUAUUACCUUUGUGUAAAAAGCAGUGACCUUAUUUCUACCAGAAAAAGUGAUAAUAAAGGCAGGACAGAGGAAGUGAAAGGGAGAGAGCAAAAGAAUUGAAACAACAGAGAAGAAAAGAAAGAAAGGAGAUGGACUAAAAACACAAAAUAACAGAAAAGGACAAAGAAACGCAUGUUUGAUUUGGGUUGAGAUAAAGUAUCUACAACUAGGAGACAAAAUGAUUGAUUUUUUUAGUGAUUAAGAAUUGACAGAUUUCAGGAUCAGGUUCUCCAAACUUACAUUGAUUUGUUCAACAUUCGCAUCAAAAGUGUUGCUUCAGAUGUAAGAUAUCACUCCCCUCUGUCCUUGGCAGGAUCGCAGAAGCUACCACAAAAAAAAAAAUAUGACAGGCGCUGCCAAGAAAUGUCUCUACAAGACAAAUUAGGUGCAAAUCUCAGAUAAGUGCAGGGCUCAUAAAAACACCAAACUGGAUCUGAGGCAAACGGGACCACAGCACAGCUAAAGAAAACUCAGUCAUGUGAAAUGGUCUUGUCAAGUCGGGGUUUUUCACACAUACAAUAUUUGGAAAUAUCUUCGGCAUAGUAAAUCUAAAAACAGACUUGGAUACACUCGCUGUGUCAGUAAAGCUUACUUGCAUGUGUAGAUGCAGCGGAGUAUAAAAACCUCCAGGACCAAACCUUCAUGCUUAAAUCAAUGUCAACCCUCCCAUAAUACAUCAUUGUGUUAUUAUAGUUGCGCAUUUGCUUGUGUGUGUGUGUCUAUGUGUGUGUGAACUGGCUCUUGUCCAUUCACUACUUUUAAUAAAUCUGUCACUCAAAUGGCAAGACACCUCAUUUAAAACCUCCUCGAUGAUAAAAUGGAAAAAUAUUUCUGUGUAGCUUUGCAAAUAAGAUAGACGGGCGUCUGAUGCUUUAAGCUGUAUGCAUUCAGUCGAUAGGUGUGUGUGUGUGUGUGUGUGUGUGUGUGUGUGUGUGUGUGUGUGUGUGUGUGUGUGUUUGUCAGCCUCCAGAACAGAUGGAAAAUGUAAAACACACCAUUAUGAGAGGUCAUACAUCCAUAAAAGUAUUGUUAACAUACUGACCUUUGCUCAUAAAAUCUAUAGUAGCAUGUUUGUUCACUGGUGUUACAAACAAAGCCCAGUCUGUGUCACUUUCAUCCAAACCCUUCCUGCUCCCCAAACACCCCAAAUUUGACUUCACACACUCACACACACAGCAGCCCCUCAUUGAUUCAGUGUCGCUGGUUGCUUGCUAGUGAAGCUGUCAGCUUGUCGGGGCACAGCCCUGGAAACAUAGGUCAAUGAUCUCACUCGAGUAAGAAUAGACUAGAGAGAUUAAACACAAAUGUGCCGCUGAGAACAUUAAACAGCCGCAUGGGCACAGGUCAUCUGAGAGGAGAUGAACGAGUUAUAGCAACCACUUCUCUAUGACAGGGUUAUUUAAUUAAGUUUAUUAAUGUGGGAAAAAUGUCGCAGAAUAGUAGAAAAAAACAUUAGCAAACACACCAUGAUAACAGUGAUAACAUGCAACAGGCUCAAUGCUAAGAAAUCAAAAAACAACAUCCAUAUGGUAAGGCUUGAGUUAUUAUGUUUGAAAACUGUAAAAAUUGAAUUUAGCAGCUGCUUUUGAUUAAAAAACACACAUCUAAGAGUCAGUACAACACAAGACAGGGUGAAACAACAUGAGUAAGAGACACAAACUGCUUUAAGUCUAAUUGGACAGAAGUGCUGACAUGCAGUGAGAGAUUUUGCAGAGUGUGUUGGGAAGCAUUUUUUAAAUCCCUGUUAAUAUCACCACCACAAAGUAUCAAUGACAAAAUAAUCAUCAUCUUCAUGAAACCUCAAUAUCAUCAGGGUAACCAUAUUCUGAAUCCCCCAAAAGAGGACGGAGUCACGGAGUCGCGCAUAAAUUUUGAGAGUUUUUUGGGUCGAGUCAAGUGUUUUUUAAGUGCUUCUAACUCAGUAGGUCCACAUGACACAAACUCAAAACUUCCAUACAAAACCCCGGACAUUUGAAGAGUUUUAAGAACUCCCCCGGACAAAGCCGGACAGCCCCCAAAAAAGAAGACAUGUCCUGGUAAAAGAGGACAUAUGGUCACCCUAAAUAUCAUGCUAACCAGUGCUGCUAUCAUCAGCAUCAACUCCAGCAUCAAACUAUCAAACUGCCAAAUGCAGAGAUGUUCACAAAGAGCUUCAUCUAAACUUUCGCUAAAGUCAAACAGGACUCUGCAGAUCAAAUGAUCAUUGACUAUAAAUCUCAUUAAAAUGAAAAUAUUGAGUCCUAUAAAAACCCAUAAUUAUCGUCUUGUAUAAGUUUGUGUAUCUCGAAGGAAAAAUGAUCCGAGCUCCAAUGAGGAAGCUACACGCACACGCAACCCCCCUGUGACCAGCAUUCAAAGAGAAGUCAAAUAAAUACGAGUAUGAAUGACUUUACUAAAAUAUGGAAAAACGUUUAAGCGCACCACUGUAACCGCAGCGUGCUCAGGGAUGUGGUAAGGUAUCAAAGCAAAACCAAAAAUGGCUGUCACCACAUAGAAUAGCUGGAGUAUUACUAACUCAGUCUAUGAACGGGCCGAUCACUUUAUUAUGAAAAACUUCCACAAAAGCGAAACAGAUUGGAGGGAGCAGACACGGAAGGCCUGACAGUUGACAUGCAACAUGCAACUCAACACAUGCAAAUUCAGACAUUGAGGAGAGGAACGGCAGCUGCUCUUAGGCUCUGAAUCAAAUCAGAGUCUUGGUGGAUUACUACACUGAUGAAGAACACACACACAUACACACACAUGAGCAGACCGGUUAGUGUUCCCCUUUGGUGUUCAAGAGAUAGACCUAUGAAAUGUCAUGUUUGUCAUUGUCACGCCGUCACUGUCUUUAUUGCGUCCACUAACUCUUUGACCCUGACACAUUUGAACCAUGGAGAAACAUUCCUGCUGCAAAGUGUUGGGUACCGUGAUGUUCCUCCGCUUAAAGAGACACCAAUGCUGAGCAGGAUCAUCUUAUUCUAGUGACGUACCAACUGCUGCAGCAUAAACAACUCUUCUUAAUAUCUGUCUGAGGCUCAGAUGACUGUACAGGAGAAGUAGGGUUACACCUCUCAUGAGCUGUCCCAAGAUCGUACUGGAUCCCAGGAACAUUGAGACCACUUAAAAAAGUGCAGAGUUGCCUCUUGAAGUUCGAGGUCAACUCAUUUAUAAAGUGAUUUGGUGUAAGAGAGGUAUAUAGAUGAAAAACAAGAGGUACACAAGUGUUAUUCUAGUGAAUUUAUCACCAUUUAUAAAGGGUGUGGUGCCCAAUAACAGCUAUAAUUAUGGUUUCUAUGCUAGUAUGGAAAAUAUGGAAAAGUAUGGAAUAAAUUUGAUCAAUUUCCAGGUAUUAAAAAAUAUGGAAAAUUAAAAAUAAAGUAUGGAAAAAUAUUCAUGUUUCCAGAUGAUUACCACGGUUCUAAAGUCUUCAAAAAUAGAAAAGUAGGUAUUCCAAAAAGUAGUGUAUGGUAAAGUAUGGAAAUUCCAAAUGUGUAGGAACCAUAGACUGUAGAUAGAAUGGACAGCUGUUUGCCUCCUCAUUGGGUGAAGCCACUCUGAGGACAGCACCCUCUGGUGACAGGCUGCAGUAUAUCAUAAAUUUCGCCUCCUCCAGCAAAGCUUAUGGGUCUGUGGACAAACUUUAGAAAUUAAUUACACAGAAUAAACAUUUUUCUCCCCCCUGGUUGUGAUGUUGACAUGUAGUUACUGUCAGACUGGUUUGUGCUCAAGUCCUCUUUUUUCUGUACAGCUCCGUUUUAAAGUUAUUAGGGGUUCAUGUUUUCUAUGAUUGAAACUUGAUACAGCCUAUGGGCGUACGAAGAUUGCGUAGCUCACUCUGGGGAAUACGCUGUUUGAGCCAAGUGUCAUUCCUGGCAAAUGCGCACAAAGCUACUGCGCAAGUGGUGUAGUGCGUACAAUGCUACUGUGCAAUGUUGGUUUCAGGAAAUGGAGAAAAAAACGCAUAUUUACCAAGAGCUUUUUGGCUUCAAAUCUGUAUACUGGCGGAAAGUGGAACCAAGUUGUCCAUCGUAUAUACAGUCAAUGAUAGGAACCCUGUUUAAUAGACACUCUAAACCCCUGAUCUGUUCAAUGAAUAGGAACUUUUGGGGUCCUAAAGCCGACUACUGGUCCUUCUUAUCAGAGUAUCUGGUAAAGGACCACUUUGGUUGGCAUCUAAAUUGAAAACUGGUCCAUAUUUAUCAUAUGUUUGUAGAGCCUAACCUAACAAUCCUUAGGAAAAGGGUGAGUGUAAAAUUAAACUCUGGUUCUCAUUCACUUCAUAGUCUGAGAGAUCCCACCUGCAAUGUAUUUCCAUGGUGGUGUUUCCAGUUAUAGCUCCAGUGUAAUGGAGGCUACUGCACACGUGAAUGCCAUCGGAGUUUUUGAAAUACCUACGUGUUGCCCUUCCUACUCUAUGUGCCUCUCGCAGUUCAUGCCAUCGGGGGGCAAGUGAGAUCAUUGCUUCCAUCUUCGCCAUCAGUGAUCCCAUAGGUGUGGCUCUGAUACGUGACAGUAUAGUGUGUCCAGGGAAAGCCAGGGCGACCAAGCUGUUCAGGGUGGCUCACUAAGACACAAAACAGGCUUAUUCGGAAUGUCUUUGACAUGCAAAGAAUUGUGAGUAAAUAUUUUGAAAGGGCAGGCCCACUUUAGCACCUUUUAGUCUGUUUAAUCGAGCUUCUCCGCAGACUUAUUUAAUUGCUUGAAAUCCUCAAUGCUUUUAGAUUGUGCCACUGGUGUUAAUAUCUUCUAAGAUCCUCACAUCUCAAAUAGAGGGGGACAUGAUGUUGAUUAAAGGACACCGCUGGCAAACAAAAGCUACAAGAGAAAUAAGAGACAGACAGGAAAAGGCCAAGCGUCUGAGUAGCUGUGUCUGUAGCCUGAUGUGUUUCUAGCUACCACGAGACUGUCGGUUCAAAUUUACUGAAAUGAAGGACAUGAACCUCCCUCAGGAAGUUUGUAGAAAGGCUGCUCUGAAAGGAAUGUGGAGCUGCUGACAUUCAAACGUCUUGAGUUACUUCACAGUUUACCUAACCUUUAAUUUAUGUGAACCCGGGUCUUUUUUAACAAUCAUAUCACCGACUUUGAAUCUUUGAUGCUUUGACUUACAUUUAUUUGUUCAGUGUGUGUAGUUAUGUCUUUGAGGACUUCAUACUAUUUAUGUAGGGGCUGCAAAAGAUGAACUGUAGAUGGAUAAAAAUUGGAUAUGUCUCACUUCAUUUCGCAGCAAUUAUCCACCGUCUUGCUGCAUUAACAUCCUUAUAAACCAGGGUCAGCUAUGACUGUAGUAAACAGAUAAAAUACCACGUAAAUAAAAAUGAAUAUUCAGAUGAACAUGAAUAUAAAGUCGAUAUCAAAUACUGUUGACAAAAGCCUGUGGGUGACUCAAGUGGGCUUAUUUCUCACUGUGGCAUCUAGAGAAACAAGCACCAAGAGUAUUGGGUUGAUUCAAGCUGUUAUGGAGUAAAAACAGCUGUCUUCAGAGGCAAGUGCACAUUAAAAUGAUCUUCAUCUUAAGUAACUGGAGUUUCACAUUUUAGAUGAGAAAGAGAGAGAUGCCCUCCUGUGAACCAAGUGGUUUUAUCACAGAUUUUAUCCUGUGAGUGUGUAACAAGAAGUGUUCCUCCACAAAAACAUCUGAUCUAUUUUUUAAACACUCAGAGUGACGAUGAUAAAGAAUCUCUGCGUUGCAACACGUGAAAAAAAAAAUGCAUCAGCUACUUAUCACUUAGUCUGACACUUUAUGCCUGCUGCGGGUUUCAAACCCUUGAAAUGACCUUGUACACCCUCUCUUGUUUACUUUUUGGGGUCAUAGAGAAGCAUCGGUUUUGAUUUCAGUCUGCGUCAUAACCAGCUAAAAGCUCCUCAGAGAUAUUUUAAAUACUGACAUGAGGUGUUAUUUGGAUAGCACACUCUUAACUCAUGCACUUUCUCUUCUCUUCCCUUUCUUCCUUUAGGGCCCCCAGUGUUCCCAAACCUCCUCCUGUGGCACCAAAGGUACUGUGAGACUGCAUGUUUGCGUUAUUACACACAUUCAAGUGCACAUCAUGUGUAUUUAUGGGUAAAAGAAAAUUAUAGGAUGUUCCUAUUUCCUUAAAGAGGCACAGUAGGUUAAAAAAUAUAUUUUAGACUUAUUAUAUAUUCUGUAACGUAAAACAUUUUGAUCUACAGCCUAAGUUAAGCCAGCUUCUGUUAGUUAGAUGCUGGUAUGCCUAUAACUGAUAAUAAUAUUAAUAAAAAAAUAAAAUAUUGAUAGUAUUACCACUUUAAUGAUGUGAUUUACAUCGUAAAAGCAUUGCCUCAAGAGCCUCUUAACCCCUGCUCAUGAAGUGAACCUGAUAAAUAAACCGAUCCCAGUAAAUCUUAAUUAUUGAUUUAUUUAGACUGUAUUAAAACUCACCUAGAAUACCAUGGUGUGCUCUAUGUGCUUUUCUGCAUUUACCCUUAUAAAAUGAUCCAUACACACUUUUUGAAGCACGUUGAUCACCUGAUUUUUGUUGUUUCCAGUAUUUUUGUUUAGUAUACUGAUGCUUCUUUAGGUCCAGAAAUGACCAGAUAAUAUUUCAUGAUGCUAAACAAAAUGAUUUAUCUCUAAAUGUAAUCAGAGUCUGUUAAACAAACUACAUCAAACACAUCCAUGAACUAUGACCUGAGAUGCAUCAGUAUAUGUGUGGGUGUGCUGUGUGGUGAUUUGUUGAUUUUGGUUUGUAUCUGCAUGUUUUUUUUCUAACGCCGAUAGGACAACAGAACAGACAUCAUAAAACCAGUCGCCCUCACCCACCCACCACCACCACAUCCUCAUCCUCACUCCUUCUGCCCCUCCAACUCCUCCACCGCCCCCUACAACAAGGACCCCAGACCUUUUGGGGUCUGCAGAGCAGAGAGUGAACACCCUCCCUCACAUACUCCUUAUACUCCCUUUAUUCCAUCCCCAUCCUCCGCCUUUACUCCCGCCUCCUCCCAGUCCUACAGCCCCCCUUUUCCUCCCCCUCCACCUCCUGUCUCUUACCCAACCUCAUCCUCUCCACCCUCCCCACCUGUCCUCGUCCCGCCCCAGCCAUCAGUUUAUAACACGCCAAUCAACCUCUACUCCACCGAGAACGCAUGUGAGGUGGCCAUGGGGCAGAGGCGGGGCCUGUUGGAGAGUCAAGGUGGAGCCUUGCCUUUGCAGUUUAAUGGGUGAGUGGUGUUUACUCCAAUCAAUCCAAAAACGAAUCCCACUCGAUAUUUUCCAACCCUCCUCUUUCUCCGUCUUGGUCUUGACUUUAGUCUUACAGACAAGAGUUGAACAUUGAAAUCACUAAACUUUACAAAGUCCUAAAGUUUAUCUGAGUCAGUUUAAAAAGGAUUAUAUAAUCAACAAAAGCAUGAAGCUCUGUCAUGGUCAACAAAGUUAGAUCAUGUUUUUUCAUGAUAAAAUUACACAGUCUUGCUCAGAGACUUAGUUCAUUUCAACUUUGGCUGUUUGGCUGAAAUCAUUUCUAAAAUGUCACCAGAAAUCAGACUUAAAUUUCUGUUUAUAUUUUGUUUGAAACAACAAAAUUAACAAAAGUAUUUCAGACUGUUGUGGAAAAAAAAACUGGUUUUAGUUUAACAAAAGGCUAAUCACGAAUCCUCCGUUUAUGAGUGUUUGUUGAUUCAAGAACUGAUUUGUCUCGGUAACUGCUGCCAGUUUUGUUGCUGUUUCUUGUUAAACAGUCAGUAAACAGAAAAACAGUCAGAUGCUGGUUUACUAUGUUGAUCUGUUAGCGGGUUAAUGGAAAAUCUGGGGGUUCAAAUAAGCUAAUGCUAAUGAAUAAGAAUAUGAAUAACUUUAUUGAUCCCCAAACGAAAAUUCAAUUGUCUGUCGUCUCAUUUGUCAUGUCUCUAGAAGUCAUCUACUAUUUACAGACUAAAUUAUAGGUUUUACACAUUAAGUUACGUAUAAGGCGACAUUUUUGAAUGCAGCAAAAUAUGUUUAAAAUUAAACAGCAAAAUUAAUUAAGAAUUCAAAUUAAAAGGGAGGAUGAAUUAGCCUGCCUGUGAAUCUCUUAUCCCAGAAAAUGAAGUCAGUUAAGUUAAUAUCCCUCGACUGAGGGCUGCAAUCACCCGAGGAUUUGUGAGUAAAAUUUAGAGGCUUUUCGUCUCGAUCUUUCAGGAUAUGUUACAUGAGCAUGUUUCAGCUCCUGGGAAAGCCAGACCUCUGGAAGUAGUUUACAUUUAAGAUAUGUUUGUGGUUACUGGAUGAUAAAAGUGUUAGUCUGCCCACUCUGCCUCCGACUUUCUAAGUCUGUCCUUCCUCGUCUUUAAAAUUUUAGUUUAUGGUGUUUUAUUUUCAUCACACCCGGGCUGCUGGUUCCCAUCUUUCCACCAUACCCUCCUUCGCCUUCUCUCAUUUUCUGUCUCCCCCUCUGCAGGCAUCGCGAGUGUAACUUUGCAUCCGUGUUGUGACUAAGCUGCAUAUAUAUAGCUAGUGUUGGUAACUUGAAGCUGUGUGGCAUUCUCUUUUUUCUCAUAGCAAAUUAAUCCGUCAGUAGAAGGUUUUAGCCUCGCGUCUUUGUAGAUUUACACAUGAACUGUGUGUCUUCACAGACUAACACUCCUUUUUCUUUCCAAUUUUUUGUGUUCAGAUUCACCCUGAAAAAGAGGGGCAUCUAUAAAUGGUUUUGAUUUAUUCCUGUCAAGAUACCAAGAAUGCUUUAUUUACUCAUUAUGUGACUCAUAAUUCCUCCAAUCAUCCCUUGUUUAUAUUCUGUCAGGGCUCCUUUCUUUGAGAGGUUCACCCACUAAAUGUCCGGUGGUUUUUCCUCUCUCUGUGAGAAACAGCAGACACCGGUCCUCUGCACAAUAUGAUCUUACAACACGCAACCGUGAACAGACAUGGACACACAAGCCGCAUUAUAUUUCACAGCUUUCCUCAAAUACAAAUGACAUUUAAUAACAAGCUUUAUUGGAGCAAGAUCUGGUGUUUACAAGACUUCUUCCUGCUUCUCCUCAUAAAAUAGUGUUUCUUUCUUUUUACAUUUUUACAUCUUCCAUGCUGUUAUUAUUAGCGACACUAUCCACAACUACUAAAUCCAGUUUGGUUACCCAUAGCAACACAAAAGUUAUAGUAAUAAAUACAGUAUGUUAAUAAAUAGUUGAUCCAUUCAUUCAUUCAUAUAUGUGUUAGUAGAAACGUAGGACAGCAUGUGUGUGCGUCUCCUUGCAUCUUGCCUGCAUGCUGUGAAUGAACUGUGUGGUUUGUUUGAGACGGGAUGUUUGAACUUUAACUUUAAUGUUUCUUCCUCUUAACGGGGAAUAAUUUGUGUAUAUCGGCGCUCUCUGUCCUUUCUCUCCUUUCAAUCCUUUUUCUUCUACUUUGCAGACCGGCACAGCUCCUAAAGUCACAAAGUUAGUCUCUGAAGCACGUGUUUGACUUCUUUCCUCUUCUUUUGCUUGUCUGCUUCUUUAGUCCUCUGUCUUACUGCUUCUGCAUGUGCCUACUUUGGAUCGCCCUGGAGAGCGUUACUCCUAAUAAUGACACCUUAUGGUUUAAUUACCUCUUUUCUAGCACAGACGCAUGCAGCUUACUGAACUGUGCCCCGUAUUUGAAGUUUAUUUUUAACUCGACUAUGAAUCAAAACAUUAUCACACAUACACACACUGUAUUGUCAGACACUUCCAGUGGACCUGUAAGUGUGUGACCAGGCUCACACAGAGCUGUCAACACCCCCACACUCACAUAGCUGCUGCAGUGACAGGAAUGUGUUGAGAGACCCUCAUAAAUCAGUCCAUUCUGUGUAGUAGGUGAGUGUGCGUGUAUUUAUAGGUGAUUUAUUGACAGCAGAGUCUGAAAAGGCUUCAAUGCCCCUCUGUGUGAAUGUGUGUGUAUUUGUCGUCAGAGCUGAUUUACCGGUGGCCAAUUAGUGAAACGCCCGCCAGCAGACUUUUUCUUGCGGAUACACACAUGUGCUGUUCAUGACGUCAUGACGACCACACCUUACAGCAGACGGAUACUGCAUGCUAAACAAAAAAGAAGUGCAUGUUUUCCACUGUUUCAAUCAUCCAAAUUAUGAAAGAUACCCCAAUUGAUAUCCAUACAGCUCAGCAGCACCACCUUGUGGUAGCUUGUGUUGAGGAUUCAUUAGUGAUUGAAUCUCUCACGGAUAUUUUGGCUGUUUUGCAUGCUGUAGCUUCUGCAGUUUACUUUCUCUCUUUUUUUUCUUCUUUCUGCACGCCAAUCUCUCUUUCACCUCGCUAAAUGAAUUUCUUUCUGUUCUCUCCUUCUCUUCUUGUCCUUUCUGAAAGUGGACCUCAAAGUAUUUUGAAGUAAGUCUUGUUUUAGAUCGUUCUGUCUGUAUGUGUUGUAUUUGUGCUGUUACGUCUUUUUUGUGUGUUUCUGACUGACUCUGUCCUGUUUUUUUUUUUCCUCUGUUAAUGAUAAUAAAGAAAACCUGCACCGCCAAGGUAUCAGACUGUUUAACACGGAGAGUUCAAAUUCAUUUAACAAAGUUUGGUGUGACACCCUCCUACUUAUUCAGGUCUAAUCAAAAUAGACUUUAAGAUCAUCCUCACUAUUUCAUGUAACCUGUAAUUUAAUGCCAUUUCUCUAAGUCAACACACAUCUAUGGACUGAGUAUGAAUUUCAAACCCCUUUAAAGAACUAAACAUUGCCUCACAACUCAGUGAUGGUCAUAUGUUAUUAAAGAGUGACUGUGAGUGCCUUCAUCUGAACUUCAUUUUUAAAGUAAAAGAGUUUUAGGAGGCAUGAAAUCACUGCUCCUCCCUGUUACUUUGAUCAAUAAUGAGAGGGAGAAUGUGAAUUUAUUAAACUCGGUUUGCUAAUAUCAUCAGUCCUGUCCUUCCAGAGUUCCCAGGAAACACGUCGUAGACACAGACAUCCACUUUUACCAUGUGCCGACUCACGCUGAUGCCAGCAGGAAGCGCAUAAUGGAGGACACAGAGGACUGGCGCCCUCGCACCGGCACCACCCAGUCCAGAUCCUUCAGGAUCCUGGCUCAGAUCACUGGCACUGAGAACGGUGAGUUAGGUUUUUGACUGAAGGGUGCAAAGUGACGACGCCUGCAGAAUAAACUCUGUACAGUAUCCACAAACAAACCCGCUGUGUAACACAAAUCCUUUAACCUUCCUCCUGUGUUAGCUUUUUUCUACGCACCCACUAUGUUAAGAGUCGGUUUUGACCCGUGUCUUAAAUCAGCUGUAAAUUACACUAAAAACAAUUCUCUAUCAUCCAAGUUGGUUCUUAUCUCUAGGUUAACUUGUGAGGCUUAAUUAUCCAUGAAAAUAUUGCUUAUAAUAGUUUUUGUAGUGGGUCUCAGGGCCUUUCUUUGUCAGUAUACCCCUCACACAGACAUCUAUACUGAACUGAUCUCACAUGUCUGGACAUGCUCGACGUUGUUUUUUGUGCAGGAAAUACGUGGAAAAAUGAGAAUUUCCUAAAUCUCACAUGAUUAGAAGAGGAUCUGACUGUCAGUGUGGUGCCUGACAGUGAACUUAUGAUUUUAGUUUUUGCUUUGAUUAUUAGAUAUUGAUCUAACCGGGUCAACAGCGACCCUAACACGACAAGAGCCAUCAUUUUAAUAAGCGCAUUUUAUAAUUUAGUCAAUUUAAUUUUUUUUAUUUUAUUUUGUUGAAAUAGAGGUUCCUGACAAAGUCAAAAAGUCUUGAUGCAAAUAAACUAAUUUAUGUGGUUCUUUUAAGCUUUUAAAAACAAAAACGGGUCGGUGCAGACCUUAACACAGGAGGAAGGAUCAGCAAGCUCUGAAACUGAGAAAUGAUCUGUAUCUCAUUGCACUGUGUAGCAAUGGAACAUAACAUACUGCUUGUCGAGGCUGAAAAUGUGAACUUUUUCUAAACUGGAGAGAUGAUCAAGAGACUCAUUAUCAUUUUGUUUUUUAAUUCACAGCUCCAGCAGAAGAAACUGACUCAGCCAAGAAGACAAAGUAAGUGCAAAUCAAACAUAAAGCUGAUUUUGGUUUUAAUAACUUGAGUAUCUUUGUCUUUGCAUCGUGUGGAGUAACACAACCUCCUUUCAUAAAUUGUAACACUAGUCGCCUCAAACAUAGAAAGCCAUUCUGACGUGAAUACAUUUAUGGAGUCAUUGGAAAUCCAGCUCCAGACCUCGGCGGCACAGGUCUGGCAGCUGUAUUGAUGGUGUGAGAGCUCCUUUCUUAUGUUUGAGCCACAAAGUCCAAAGCCAGACCACUGCGGACUCUAAAGUUUUAAAUUAUACCGCCCUCUCUGUGAUCACUGUGAAUUAUUUUGUCAUUCAUGAGAUGGCGUGUGCACUCAGAGUGGUUGUUGUUUGUGCAUUUUGGGGUUAGUGUGACAGUCUUUGCAUGUUGUACAAACCUGAGUCUGUGUUGUGGACCAUCAUGGCUGGAUUGUGUGAUGUGAUCCAUCGGCUGUUGGUCGCUCUCUUGGUUUGUAGCGAAACAUCUGAUCACCGUGUCCCCGUGAUCACUUGUGUCCACAUGACAUGUUGACAUUCCUGCCGUCUGAGUGUGUCGGUGUGUGGCUUCAUGGCUGAAUUGAUUCAUCGUUCCUGUUCAUGUAGACUCUGAGUCAUGGGCUGAAUUCUGACCUGGAGUAACCGUUCUGACUUUCCCUCUCUGUGUAUUGAUUUCUGUCAUUUUCUGAUGCUGACAGCUAAGCUUUCCAUCUGAACCGCACCAUCGACUUCCAUGUGAAUCACCAGCUUCUUGUUUGUGCUAGCAGCUUUUCUUUCUUGUGGCAUGGCUCACCGUGUGUCUAACUGCAGGGCAAACACUCGACUCCAGCUAAAUCCUCUUUUCUCCUUUUCUCUCUUCUGGUGUGUUUUCUCUUUUUCUCCCUGUGGCGGCAGAGCGAACAAGACCACCACUCGGUUGGUGAUUGGCCCCAAGUACGGCGAGCUGAGGGACUGGCACCACGGAGUGUCUGCUCGCACCCUCAAUGUCCAGUAGAGUGUGUGUGUGUGUGUGUGUGUUUGUGUGUGUGUGAGAGAGUGUGUGUGUGGAGGUGUGGCUGUCUACCUUUUUAUGUGUGCAUCGUAUCAGUUUGACUUCUGUAGGUGGUCACUUCUGUGACUAUUGAGGGUAAAAAGUUUGUGGAAAUAAAGAAACUGAAGCCGAGAACAAUGGAGCGAAAACUUAGAAAGAAACAGUUGGAGUUUCUCUGUGUCUGCUUGUCUCCGUGUGUGUGUGUCUGUGUGCGUUUGUGGGUGUGUGUGUGAGUGAGUCAGCUUGUCCCUUACUGUUUUUCAAGUGCCUGCACUGGCUCACUCAGACGUGUUGCCUCUUUGCUUUGAUACUCCACUGAUUCCAUCACUCAAGGUGUUCAUCAGAUGCUUGAAUAUUCAAUAUGUUAUUGGUGUUGUCUCCAUUCACUCAACAUGCAUGAACUUAGGUUUGCUGAAAGCACUCGUGUGCUCCUUUUCGUGUAGACAGUUUUGAUUUACAGUUCCAUACAAUAUAAUAUGGUACAUCACACCUUAUUUCGCUUGUAGAUAAAUGUAUUUUAGACUCAUGAGCAGUAAACCAAUGGUUUAGAUGAGGAAAACAUUUGACAUGUUGUCAGCUGAGUCCAACUGUGUGUGCGUGUUUUUUUGCAGCAGUCUUUUAAUGCAACAGAAAUGCAAGACAAGUCAGUCAUAAUUUUUAAUAGAAGACUCGUCCGAAGUUGUCAAUCUGAAUCUCCUCCAAUCUCAUUCUUCUCUACAUGUACAUGUUAAACAUACAUUGCAUACUGACUUCAUGUCCUGUAUGUUUAUGUGCCGUAUAUCUCAACAUCUAGAGGCAAGCUGCCAAACUGCUCUGCAUUAAUUUGCACUGACAGCAUUUUAUUGAUUAUUUCAGCUUCAUCAGCCUCACGGGAAACGACACGAUGUUACACAGUGAGCCAAUAUGAAAAUAGACAACUUACCUUUCUGUACUAUCAGAGAAGAAAACAUGAAAACAGGGUGUCCAACCCAUAGACUGUAUAUAGAAUGGACGUGUUCUGCCUCCUCGCAGGGUGAAGCCACCGCGAGAACAGGACCCUCUGCUGACGGGCUGCAGUAAAUGUCAUAAGUCCCACCUUCUCAAGCAAAGUUUAUGGAGAUAUGGACAAACUUUAGAAAUUAAUUACACAGCACAUAAUUUUUUUUUCCCGUCUUGGGAUGCUGACAUGUAGUUAUUGUAAGACUGGUUUGUGCUCAAGUCCUCUUUUUUCUGUACAGCUCAGUUUUUAAAAGUUAUUAGAGAGUUCAUGUUUUCUAUGGUUGACACUUGAUACAGCCCAGGGCGUACCAAGAUUGCGUAGCUCACCUGGGGAUUUGAUGUUUAAGCCGAGCGCCAUCACAGAUACUCUCGGCAACUUUCUUGCCAAAUGCGUACAAUGCUACUGCGCAAUGUUGGUUUCAGGAAGUGGAGAAAUAUCGCAGAAAUACUGAGAGCUUCUUGGCUUCAAAUCCGUAUACUGCAAAGGCAGAACCAAGUUGUCCAUAGUAUAUACAGUAUAUGGUCAAACCUGUUGUCCCAGAUUGCACCAUAUUACUACAAUAUUGUCCUGUCCUUGUCGUCCUCUGUAGCUCAGUAAUGUAAAUGUGAAAAAGUGUCUAAAUGGGGUUUGUUCAAGGAUUCUGUUUAUUCAGAUAAACCAAAAUAGCACAUCCGGUAAAUCUCUGAGUGUUAGUUUACCCAGACAGCACGAUAAAAAGAAGUUUUGUGCUCCUGUUAUGAGACUUAUUUCAGACCUUUUAAAAGCUUUAAAGGCUUGUUUACAUCACUUUUAUCUGCUAUAGUCAUUGUUUAAAGACAAAAUGGCAUGAAAUAGUUUCAAAUCUGAAAAUCUUGUUUGCAUGUAUGUCCUGUAUAUUUUAACUAAUGCCUUCUGUGCUAAACUGCUGUGGUGGAAAGUUACAGAUUGGAGCUUUAAGACAUUUGUGUUGUUUAAGAUGAAGCAAGUGAGAAGGGGUUCUAGCAGUAAGCAGGCUGGUUAGCUUUGACGGUGGAAAAGUGUGUGUAUAAAUGCUACAAAUGGCUUGUAAAACAAAGGUAUUAUUUUGAAGCACUUACUAUGUAAAAUAUUUAUCUUACACUGCCUAAUAUUGCCUUUACAUUUAUUAUAUCCUUAUGUUUACUGAGAUAUCCCAGUUUAAACUUUCUUUUUAGAUCACAGUUGUGUGGUGGUUUUAACAAAAGUGAAAAUCAAGUGCCUGUAUCUCCUCCGUGUGUUGAGUUUACAAAACUAUUACUCCAUAUAGUCGAGCUAAUAAAGUCUUUGCCUUUUUUCUUUCUGACUCUUGUUUUCUUCCUGUGCUCUCUUCUUCUUUAUUGCCUUCACUACCUCUCUCUAGUCGUCUUACUGAGUCCGAGACAAACAGUCUGGAGGUCAGGUAUAAACCAGCAUCUGAAGUACUCACGUCUGUUUUCAUCUCCUCACUUCUAACAUCCAAUAGUCCCACAAAAAGAAGCCAAUUAUGAAUAAAACAAAUGUCACUUUUUUACUUAAAGGCAUGGUUGACGAUCUGAGAAGCAGUUGAAAAAAACUGAGCCGUUGAGGCAGAUUUGAAAAAAGCAUCCCACCCCCCACACACAGACCUCUCCCCUCUGUGCUUCACGAUCACUCCUCCUGAACCCAUAUCGCCCUCCCCACGACACACCCCCUCUGGCAGAGCAAGAAGCCGGCCGGCAGAAGAUCCUACGCUAGCUUCAAAUAGGAUUCACAAUGUCGGAUUGCUAGUAACUAGCAGCAGUAAACGCCAGAUCUGCUAGCAAGCAGCGUCUGCAGCUGCCUGGAUAGCUACCAUGUUGACAUUGCAGCAACUAAUAAGAGUUUUUUUUUGUAACGUGUCAAAAAUUACCUGUUCAACUAAAACUCUGCUGUCUCAGCGUCUGUUUUCAGGCCCAAAUCCUAGCAGAGCUUUCUCCACUACUACUGCUGGUACCUUGGUCACAUUUCCUCUUCGACUCUGCCCUUUCUUCUGUCUUCUGUCAGCUUGCGUCUUCUUAGCACUUUUUGCGGCGGGGCAAGCAGAAGUGUUUAUUUUUUUGCAUCCUUCUCCAUCACAGCUCCUGUAGCUAAGCUGCUACGCUACUUUUAGCCACUCAGAGCUCCAAGGAGGGCCGGGAGAGAGGGAGGGGACGAGUCGGAACUACAGACUAGAGGGACUACUACUAGAGGGGUGUGUCGAAUACAGAAAGGUGAUCAGAUGGAAAAGCAGAGCAGGAGAUUGACCAAUAGGAACUGUCCGGGACGGAUGGCUCCCAUUGGUCAAUGUUUUUGCACCCCUGUCAGGGUGAACAGAUUUUUUUCCGUUCUUUUUUCUCUUCACUUUGUGGAGAUCGCGCUAUAGGACCAUGAUCGCCAUAUAAACAAGGUUCAUAAUAAUUACCAAUCUCUCCAAUCAUCAACCAUGCCUUUAUUUAUGGUAACUAAUCGACUGCUUUUGCAUUUACGGUUUGAAUCAUUAACAAGUGUUAUUAUGCAACACAGCGGUUAAUGCACUAUGAAUCCACUAGCGAUGAUUGUUUUCUUCACACCCCGUUUUAACCAAACUUCAAUCCCCCAAAAAUCCCACUUCAAAGAGCUAAAUACUAUAAUACUCUGUUAUCUGCCAGUAACAGAUACCCGCCGCAUCAAUCCUCUAGCCAAGCCACCAGUGAUGCAGAGGCUACACCCACCUCCGAUUACAUGACCAUACACCAAACAAAGCCAGGCUCAGAGUCAGCACCGCCCAGUGAGGAGAAACAUGACAGCAUGUUGAGAAAUGAACACCAAGACAACUACACAUCCUCUGCAGCACCUCUGCAGCUGGUUGCUUUCCCUGUUUCAUAUUCAGGAUCAAUCGACAUGUUUUGUCAAAUAGAUCAGACUCAUUUGUCUAAUAUGAACAAUCCAUUGGCUCCAGUGCUGGUACCUUUAUCGUACUCCGGUUCAACACUAAGUCAGAAUGCAUCAUCUCAUACCCAGAGGCCGUGCGACGUUCCUCUUCAUGCUGUGUUUCCACAGUAUUUUGGUGGAUUACCUGUUUUUAGUGUAAUACCAGCUCAAGAGACAUACUUAUCAAAUGGAGGUGACCCCCCAACAGUUAAAAAUGAAACACCAGAGGCUCCUUCUCAUGACUCUGUCCCUUCACAAAGACUCCCAGCUCCGCAUAGUCCCCUGAUGAGCUUUAAUCUGCAUACAGAAAGGUAUAUAAAGCUUUGAAUGAUCCCCAAAUACUCACAGCAUCACCUCGAAUCUCUUACAACUGACACCGUAAUGAGUAUUUUUUUGUCUUAAUCCAGUAGUGCCCCAUUGACACCACUAGAGGGCAGCAUAGACUCAGAAAAGCUCAGGUCCAUCAACCAUUUGGCAGAUCUUAUUGGUGCUGAGUUACAUGGACAAACUCCAGAGUUCCUGAAGGCAGCACAAAGUCAGCUUGGCCUUUCUUCUCAGCACAGGUGUUGUACAACAUUUUCAGCACUUUCAUGCACACGGAGUAAACUUUUCUGUGACAAGUCAUUAAAAUGCUUCUGCUAUCUUUUCAAUCUGUGAUGUCUGUCCUCCAUCUGUCCUCACAGCUUUCCAGUUCAAGUCAAUAAUCAUCCGUCUCAUUUCACAUCCACAAAUCACCGUGCGAUUCCUACCAAACCUGUCAGGUACAGAAUAACAAGGGUUUUACCUUAACCUUGUAGGAACUGUUUGUGAGUUCAGUUUUGAAGCAUGCUAACUUUGUAAACAGUUCGACCCCAAAUUUAGAAAAGUUAGACCACUGUUUAAAAUGUUGAUAGAAACAGACUGUGACUGCAAAUCAUUUAAAGCCUUUAAUUCAUUGAAAGUAGAGUUGCUGGCGUAGCGGUCUAUACCACCCCAUAGACAGACAUCAUGUCUCUGCCAUCAUGAUGCAUCUUCUUUUCUUUCAGGAACACACUGUGAAUGUUUGAGAAUUAAGGAGACCAGUUUCUGGAGUUUUUAAAGUAAAAUGUUGCCUAAUUCUUGUCUGAUAUAGUAUUUUAACUCCUUAACAGUCUCUAUGUUCCUAAGACUGGAGCAUUUCCGGUUUUCAAUGUGAAUGAAACAGUUUGCAGAACCACCUUAGCACCUAAAGAUCACAGUCUUGCAGGGUUGGUCACCCACAAAUUCUUUUAAUUUACAUACCGAAGAGCAUUUUCCUGAAGCUGUUGAACAGUUUCAUAGCUCAGUCUCAGUGAACCAUUUGCCUAUUUUCCCUUGUUAGAGACUUGGCUUCUCUUGAAAACCCUUUUUAUAGCCAGUCAUGUUUCUGACCUGUUACAGAUAGUUUGGAGAUGUUCUUCAAGGUGAUUAUUGUUCACAUUACAUAACUGUCACUUUCUUAUAACAUGUUGCUGGUAUCAAACUUAAUAUAAACAUAUAUGUUUUCAUGAAACAAUAGAUUUUUAAUGUUUUAACAUUUCAACAUAGUGUCUUUGCUCUAUUUUGAAUUUUAAAAAAUGGUUUUGAAGGAUUUGUAAACUGUCAAAAUCCAUCUUUUUUUAGACUUGGAUCAAGUUGUUCAUCCAGCUUCAACUCAGCUCCUAUUAAAGGAUUUUUAACAUGUUACUUUACUGGCAUGAAAGUCUGUGGAGCAACUUUGGCGAAGUCCUGGAUGAACAAGUUUAUGCUGAGUAUUUUUUUCCAUGUAUAUGUUGGUAUAUGUAUAUAUAUUUGUGUACUCAUACACAGGAGAGAACUCUUGUCAAAUCCUUUGGACUUCCUGCCCAGAGCGGCCCCCUGCCCUCCUCUUCCCAACCACAGUGCCCCUAAUAAGCCCCCACAAAACACACAUAAUGUGCAUCACAGUCCAGUGCAAGGGAGGUAAAAGUUAUUUUACUCUUUCAAAACUCCCCUUCAUACUUAUCUUUUGAUAAAACCAUCCUUCCUCCUCCUCCUCUUGAAUAUGUCCUCACUGUGUCAGACCAACCUAUCAGAGCAGCCCCCUGCCCCCUGAGAAGGCAGUAUCUCAGUCAUUAUUGGACGCCCUGCUCAUCACUCCCAUCCUACAAGCUCCGCCACUACGCUUGAGGAAGAAGAAGAAGAAGCGUCGCACUGUCAGUGAGCUGCACCUGCCCAAGAACAAGAGGUAGUCAGGGCGGACCUGGACAAAACUUGAUUUCACUUUGUUACCAUGGAAACUGGGUUUGACGUCUUGGGAGUUUGUGUUUGGCACAAGCAUGAAAACCUAAUAUGAUUGUUUUUUUUAUUUUCAAACCUUUAGUUUAUAGUUUUGUCCAGGUCUGAGCCCAAGAUGGAGUGAUGGUGAUUUAAUCUACUUCAGAAAUAACACUGAAAAACUAAUUGACUUUGUGUAAUGGUGUGAUUGGACGCAUGCAGCUUAACAAGGAAAGUCAACUCAAGUUUAAAACACUGACAAAACUUAAAGAUGAAAGUUGUAAUAAAUCUUUUAAGUGGAGUAAAAAAAAAAACACGAUGCACAGUACAUCUAUUUUUAAACCCCGAGUUCAAACAGAGCUAUAGUCCACCAAACGUUCCUCUCAUGGCAGUCAAAGUCGUGCUUGGCCCGUCCAUGCCAGCACCAAAAGACACGCUCCAUAUGUCUCUGUGGAGACAACUCACACCAGCUAUGACAUUCUGUGGUCACUGUGAAACGACUUGGCAGCAUCUCACACAGAUCACUCAUUGGCUAGUGGGCACAACUGUACACAUUUAGACCGUGAAGUAUGGAGAGUGUGUGUGAGAGAGUUUGAGUGGGUGUCUGGAUGGAUGGAUGUCUUUGUUAUUGUGUUUGUGCAUAUAUGUGUGUGUGAAUGCACACGGUGCAUGGGUGGUAUAGUGUGUGAGCGUUGAAUUUGAUCCAAAGAAUAUCACAGGGGCUGAAUUAUAGACCAUCUGUUGUGUGGAAGAGAGAGCUGCUGGACAGCAGUCAGAUAUGUUAAUGGACCAUUUGUUCAACGCUCAAACCAAACCAACGCAUUUAGGAGAUGCACAAUACAAGUUCAUGUCGGAGCUACAGCACACAAGGGGUUACUUUACAUAUGUAAACAGUUGGGGGAGUGAAAAUGUACCCUUUUUGCCUCAUUAUCACUUCAUUCCAGCAAACAAGUGCUGUCUUUUAUAGACCGAACACAAUGCUGAAAACAGACUGCAGGUUUCAUUCAUGAAUAAGUCGAACACAAAUCAGGGAAGAUACAGACGCAUGAUAAGACGCCAAAAACCUAUUCCUCUCUCCCUCCUUCCUUCUGCCAUGAGUCAACAAGGUUCAUAUGUGGCGCAGUACAUCCAGAUGGUCAGCACGCUAACCGGCUACUAUUGAAUCAAAGCAGCAGGGCCCCCAUCAAUCAACCAAUCACAGCCCUCCAGGAUACAAUUAAGUCCCCAUGUAAUUGUCCUGAUUGGUGGAGAAUAUUAACGAGCUGUGCUGUAAUUGGCUCUAAUGAAUGAAUGACUCGGGAGCGUCUUAUUUCCUGCUCUACUUGUCACCUGUUGUUAUCCAGUUAGCAUAGCUAAUGUGAAUGCAUGUUGUUAGCGUCUCUUUGGCCUGGAUAAUGUGAAUAGAUAGCCCUGUAUCCUUAAGUCUCAUGGAGGGUAAUAGCUUAACGGCCACAUAUGGAUGAGCUCUUUCCUGUUCUUUACAGUGCAGUUAUUUAUCUUCCUGUUGAGUUUAAGAGCUAGACUCUUUUUAUACAUCUCUGUUUUUCCAACUUUGGGGUGUAAUGGUUUCAAUUUAAGUGCAACAACCUGAUGAGAAGUCAAAGGAAAAGAGUCAGAUACACAAAAUCAACUUAUUUUUCCCUGUUUUUUUAUUUAUUUAUUUUAAACUCUUCUUUCCUUUAAAUAAUGUAAAACCUCCAUUUUUGAGGAUUACAGACAGGGGGCCUUUGAGUAGGGGUGGUGGUACUAUUGGUCUCUUCAAACUUUGUUUAAAAGUUAGUGUGUAAACAAAACUUGUCUCUCACGUUAGAGCUUCAAGAAAUUAAUGUGUACCGUGUCCUCCUGUCAGACUCCCGGGACAUAGGAUGAUAAGCAGAUAAUGAGAACGAAGACAGAUGCCUUGCAGCCUGACAGUCUCUUUCCUAUAGAGAGUACUUAGACUGGGACUGUGUCGGCUGAUUAGUUUGAAUCAAUGCUAACAUAACCAUCCACUGGAUGCAUUUAUCACAGCCCUUGUCAAAGCAUGGAAGCUGAUGUGUUUAUUGGUUAACAGUGUGAGCAUCAAUCACAUAACCCUCUAACAGUUUUAUUUUGUAGUCCAGGAUUGAGUGUUUUUGAUGUAACAUGUUUAACAUGGUUCCAUCAACCACCUAACCAUCUAUCUCUGCCAUUUUUUGUUUACAGUACGAGUUGUUUCUAAGACUUAUGUCUUAAUUUUCUUAUAUUUUCCUUCUCCUGCCAAAGGGUGUCUUGGCAUCAGUCAGCCACAGAGGAGGGAGACCCUCUCUUCUCCUCUCCUGUCAAUGCUGUCUAUGUCUUUAGGUAAAUAAUAAAUCCUAUCUUUAUUUUGUCUGGACUUGCUAGCCUUGACUCUUUAAGCUCUAUUGCUAAGGUUUCACUUUUAUUUUGUUGAUGUUUUUCAACCUCUUUACCCCUUAAAGGGAUAUUCUGGCGUCAAAUUAAUUUAGGGUCAAACACACCUUAACCCCAAGUUAGAAACCCCCCUCGAGAGUUGAAUGAUGCCGACCGCUUGCUUCUCUAGUUAUACCAAAUUUAGUAACGACCGCACGAUAGCAAUACACAGUGGUCUGAGGAGCCACAUACAAACCAAAACCAAAACGCCACUCUAUAGCCACAAAUAAUGCUCAGAACAGCACCUAACUUCAUCAACAGUACAUACAGGGUCCCUAAUUUCUUUAGCAAAGGGACUAAACACACUUUACACAGUCUACUCUAGCAGCCGCGUAUUUGUAGUGAGACCUCGGGCCAGUCCAUUACGGACUGCAGUGGGGCGACGCAGCUCAACGAUGAAUAUUUAUGAUCAUUUCUUCAUGGAAAUCAGACCAAGACACUAAGGCAGAAGAACUACUGCGUCUGCAGUGCAAAAUGAUUAAUAUAAUGAUUAUUACUUCAAGGAAAUGAUAAAGAAAUGAUCAUAAAUGUUCUUCCUUGUGCUGCGGCACCCCGCUGUAGUCUGUAAUGGACUGGCCCAAGGUCUCACUACAAAUAAGCGGCUGCCGGAAGAGAGUAGGUGAGUUGUGUUUAGUCUCUUUGCAGACUAAAGACUAAAUAAAUUAGGUAAAGUUAAAAAGAUGGUUGGUGGCUAGUGCUGUGGCUGGGACCCUAUAUGUACUGUUGAUGAAGUUCGGUGCUGUUCUGAGCAUUAUUUGUGGCUAUAGAGUGGUGUUUUAGUUGAGGCUUGUUUAUGGCUCCUCAGACUGAUGUGUAUUGCUAUCGUUUGGACGUUACUUAAGUUGGUAUAACAUUCAUCUCUCGAGAGGGUGUCUAUCUUGUUGUGUUAAUUUUAUGCUGGCAGAUCCCUAUAAUUAUUGUAUUUUCAUUUAAAAUACUAAAAUUGACAUUUCUAAACAUUUGUGUUCUACUCUUUGACCUCUCUUUGAGAAAAUUGCAAAACCAAAUUUUUCUUUUUUUUACUGUCUUUUUAAGCCCACACUAACAUAUUGAAGCGCUCAUUCCAAAAGCUUGAAUCAGGAACAGAGGGAACUCCCUGCUCUUUAGGGACCGUAUAAUGUGAUGUCAAAAUGAAGCGUCCGCACAAGUAAUAUCACAGCAGAGCUAGGGAGGACAACCAUGCAAGUGUGACAUUCCUUUUCUAUCUUUCCCUCCGUGUCUGUCUGUCCACUCCUCACUCUAUCUGUCACCGACUCGACCCCUCUCUCUUCCUAUUCUCUCUCAAUCACACUAAACAGUCAAACACAACUCGUCGUAACUAUGGCUGCAGUUGCCACAACACGUGUCUCCCAUGAGUCCCCCUGAACAGCCAGGCACAAGGGGAGGACAGCAGUGAUCCAACUGUUGGCGUUUGCUGGAAAAAUGCAUCAUGGGUGGAAUACGUCUGGGGGGAAAGAGAUUGUUGGCCCACCCAAGCUCCUCAGCUGGUGCGCAUACUUAAAAACACACCAACGUUUGUGUUACUCAUAGAGAGGUUAUUCAUUUGGCGUCAUUUCAAAACGCAGUGGAGGGUUUGAAACCCUUGGGUCACAUUUGAUAUAAGAGCAGAGAUAUUUCACUCCUUUUCAACAGAAUGGCGGGCAUAAAACCAGAAAAUUAGUCCUUUUGCAAUCCUUGAACGAAACCUCGAAGUGCUUCUGUUGCUUCAGAGAGACAUGAGAUGAACCCAACCAUUGCUAAAUGUCUUUUGUUAUGUAUAUUUUUCAUUCAGUCAGAGUAACUGGAGUUCAAAAAAUAACUUUUGUGUGAUUUAUGAGUAUUUCUUUGAAUAAUGAUUGCUUUUCGUGUAAAAUAUUGGGAUGUCUAUUGUCCACUUGUUGUGUAGGUACGCUGAAAUGUAAAUCCAAACACAAUCCUCAGAAAAUUUUUUAUUUUUUAUUCUUUAUGUUAAUCUGAAAUGUCCCAGUCGACUUUAGGCAGGCCUGUCCCGUCCCCUGAUGAGUCUUUGUUCUCGGUACUCAGAUGGUUCAAGAUAACGUGUGUUUACAGAAUAUUCCUUUAGAGACAAACCAGGUCUCUGUGGACCACCACUCUGUUCGGCGAAUAUGAACCAUGUGCAGCAGAAAUGAAGUGCAGACAGCUGAGAAAUACUCCUGGUCCUGUGAGGUCAUUCGCUCUACGUCAUCACUUGAAUUAGUGCUCUGGCACGGUUUGAUGAAAUCGCCUCUGAAUUUUACUGCCGUCCGUCUUUAAAUUACUCAGCCUUUGACCCAAAUGAGAACUUCAGUUUUUAUUUCUUGGAGCACAUGAAAAUGGACUGCCAAUGCUGCGGUGGGAACUAAUUCAUCUCGUCUCUUUGUGUCCAGUACUUUGGGGUUUCAGAGGAGACAUUUAGUCUGUAAAUCAACUCGCAUACAGUAUUUCAUAACUUAAUGAUCAUAUGAUCCAGAAUUAAAACGGUCUGACUGUAUAAGACUAUAACAGCUUUGUGUCCUCUCCAUCGUUUAUGGCAGUUUGAAAUCUAUCUGCAGUUCAUCUAGGCACUUUUGUUCAUUACACUCUGCUAUAUUACUCUCCUGUGGAGUCACUUACUUUCUUAUAUGUCACUAAAUUGAUAUUCUGGCGCUGGUUUUAAACGGGUGUGCUAUAUAUCAGCACUGUGUGGACUUACUCGUCUCCUAUCCAUCAUCGUCUUGGUGGCCUGGACUCUGUUCUGCUAUGACAGAGCCACCGGGGCAACAUUUCUGUGCACGCUGUAGAAAGGGCAACAUGAAGCUGAGUACUGUACUGUUUUGGCUGUAGCCACAGGCUGUGUUUUGGUUAGUACCAUAUUUGUCUCUGCUCUGUCAGCAGGUAGGUGGUCUGGAGUCUGUCAUACUGUAUUUUGACAGGAACUUGAAACAUUUCCCUGUGCUUUCAAUUUUUUUCCCUUUCAUUCUUGUCUUUUUUUUCUAGUUAUGAGUCUAUGGGCUGUAAGAGAAAUCACACAGACGAUGACAGCCCUGCAGAUAAUAAAGAAACUAAUAUACAUAACGCAGUGGGUGUCUGAAGCAGCAAUUUUCUACCACUGUAUGGCCCAUAGCUCAAAAUUAGAAGAAUGCAAAUGUGUAGUUACAAUAUUUUUGUGCAGUUUUAGCAGAGAAAAUUGAGUUCAUGGAGGAUUUGGGUGUUUGGUUUGAUUAGCAUAUAAUUUCUGUUUCUACUUUGUCUCUUUGUACAGUGAAGAAGGAGAAGAGCCAGAACUCAACAGCCACGAUACAGCAGUUGUCAAGACGAUGAUUAAAGGACCUGCUGCGACUCACGGUAAACACAGUGUUUGUGCUCCAUCCUCUACUGAGAGUGAUAGACACGCCAACACCUAUGUCAGAACGAUAAGUAGUUUGAGUUGAAUGUUUGAACCAUAGACAUAAUAUACAUAGAUGCCUCAAAGCCUGACAUUGCCUAUUGGAGCUCACGUAUCAGCACGGCCGCCGUCUUGGAUGGGUCCCCCAUGCACCUCCAGUGCAUUUAAGUAGGUAGGAAUGCCCAACCAUAUUAAUAAUAACUCUUUGAAUCUCUGCCCGAUUUUCACACUGUUUGGUUUGUUACAGCGGCAGGGAUGUAGCCAUAAUGUGUUGGGUUUUUCAACCAAAAGGGCAAAAAAACGGGCAUAGUUGCUCGUUCUCCAUUGACCCCGUUUGGCUCUUGAGUGAGCCUGGACUGGGGAGGCCCAUCCAAUAUGGUGGCGACGCUGGAUUACGCUCCAGCACGUAAUGAGGCGUCUACGUGUAUAAUGUCUAUGGUUUGAACAGCAGGUAAGAGCUCAAUGGGAUGUGUGCAUACAAUCAUCCAUGUACAAACUGUUUAUGUGCCCCCUUCUGGAGAUAAUAUGCAACUACAAUUCCAAAUCGCAUCCUGGUUUAGUAGCCCUAUAUUCAGUCACAUUUUACUGUCAGCUCUUUUUCUCUUUUUGUAUAAAAUUUGAUUCAAAGAUGUGAGACCAAACCACGGUUGGCAUGCCUUCUAAAGUCUGACUAAACACAGUUCUGGGUCAGUACGUCAAAGAAGACAACAUUUAUCUAUAGCACAUGGGCUCGAGUGAUAGAAUUACAUCUCCACUCAUGGAGCCAAUUGCUGCAUGAAAUCUGUGGAAUAGCGAAGCUGCCAAAUCCAACAGAAGAAUAUCUGUAGGGCUGUGCGUGUGUGUGCUACCAUGAAGGCAUGUUGAGGUUUUUUUUCUUUUCACUAAAUUAACUAGCGGGGUAUAAUCAGACUUAGGAGCCUCAACUGUUUUCUUAGCAUAAGUCACGGCGUGCACAUGCAUACCCAGAAUGUCGAGUCCCUUAAAUAGAUCCCUUAAAUAAACCCUCAUUCAGGACUUGAACCAAAUCUUUUUUGAAGUCUGUGUUUUGAUUGAUUAAUAUAUCCCGCACACAGUUAAAAGUGUUUUUUUUCUUCUUGUUCGUAAAAUGUUUCGAAUCAUAGCAAAGUGUAAAACUGAUUUACUGCCGUUGGACUUCAUGUUGUUGCAGCCAGUUAGGAAGGGAGAGGAGGCUUAUUUUCCAUGGCUGAAGUGUGGCAUAUGUUUUGAAAUAGGUCAUUGCAGACUCCCUUUUUAUUUUCUCCUCUUUUUCCUCCGUGUAAGCCAGUGAGGGAGUAGGUAGGGAGGGAGGAACAGCUCUACCUGUGGCACCUUGGUCAGACACACGUGCAAAAGCUCGCUAAUUUGAGAGAAAUGCCAAGACGUAGAGCUACAUGACUAAUCCGUACAUGAUCCCUAAGUUUUUAAAAAAGCACAUUCCUCUCAAUAACGACCACAUAAUUAACUUUUUACAUCCUCAAGGUCAUAACUAGCAAGGCUUCAAUUAUUCUUGUAUCGUGUCUUUGAGCACAAGUCUUCUCCUCUCCCAAAGGAGGAACUGCCACCUAGCAUUCGUUGUAAAUGUAGUCACUUACCCGUGGGACCCAGGCUCAUGAAAAUAUACUACCAGCAGUAUAUCGCCCAAGCACCAGCGAGCAACUGACCUGUUUUGAAUCCAGUAAGAGAAACCAAGGCAUCCAAAAACUAUCUUGUUGCAAAUACCCAUUUUAAAAAAAAUGGCAUGGUGUUAUAAUUAAUGCUGGAAACUGUCAUGAUGAAUGUUGGCGUCAUACUUAAGUGAGUUUUUAACUGUGCAAAAAAAUGACAAAAAAAAUCUGCAGUCUUUGAUUUCAGUAAAUGAUUCCCACUUUUUCCAGAAAAUUCUGCUCUUUCAGCAAAAAUUUAUUGUGUCUUGGGGGUAGAUUCAACACGGACUUCAAGUUGAAACUUUUUAUGAGGACAAUAUGAAAUAAAUAACUUCUUAUAGUUAUAAAUCCAAAUCCCUACUCCUUCAGCCUCAACCAUUUGAAGUCAUUUUUAUUCUUCUGGCAGUCUGAACUGCAGAUUUAGUGUGUUUGCUUUUAUCUAAGCUCUCCAAAAUAUUUGAGGCUAUUUAUAACAAAAAAAAAAAAAGCCAGAAAACACAUGAUGCAGAGCUCCAGAGUGUGUUAGCUUCCUGCAGAGUGACAUGCAAAGCUAAAGCCCCUGUUUCACAGCAUGCACACACAAACCAAAACACCUCCAUCCACAGUGUGGAGAUCAAAGACCAAGCUGUGUGUUUAGCCAGGUGUCCAGGCUGUAGCUGAAGGAAUGUCUCGGUGGUCUAAGUGUGUGUGUGUUUGCAUGCAUGGUCAUAUGUAUGCAUGCACACACACCAAGACCGAUGUUGGGAAUCCAAGGAUGUGACACCGGUUGUGAGCCAGCUGUACAUUCCACCGUUACACCUUCUGGGAGAGGGCAAAGGUCAAAUAAACUCAUGCUCACUGCUCAUUUGUCACACCACAAGGAUUCAUGAUGCAUCUUCUUCUUUUUGACAUUUUUUUGAAUCAUUUGUCCAUUGGCUUCAGGUUACAGUCCAAAGACUGGACUGAUCACUCCAUCGUUUGGCAUGAAGGGGAAUGGAAAUGCAAGUGUCCCGAGAGGUCCCGUCCCAGCCCGACCUUUACCUCAACCCCACCCCAAAGACGAGGACACCCUGGUGCAGAUGGCAGAACACAUUCCUGCUGGAACUCGCACACCCAUGUGCGCCCACUGCAACAUGGUCAUCAGGUGAGGGUCAAAUCCUGCGUUUAAUACGGUUAACCUCAGAAUAACAGUCUCAAUAACAGAGCAGUCUCUGUGGGUUUGGAUUACUUAAGGGACUUAAGGACCAAAACAAUAUAUGUGAAGGUGCUGGACCAUAGACUGUAUAUAGAAUGGAUGCUGUCUGCCUCCUCACUGGGUGAAGCAACCCCAAGAACAGCACCCUCUGUUGAUGGGCUGCAGUAUAGGUCAUAAACCCAGUCUCCUCCAGCCAUCCUUAUGGAGCUGGAUGAUAUUAUUAUGAUUAAGUUUGGAAAAUUAAUUAAACAAAAUAUAAAUUUUUCUCCCCCCUGGUUGUGAUGUUGACAUGUAGUUAUUGUAAGACUGGUUUGUGCUCAAGUCCUCUUUUUUUCUGUGCAGCUCCAUUUUUAAAAGUUAUUAGGGGGUUCAUGUUUUCUUUGAUUGACACUUGAUGCAGCCUAUGGGCGCAGGAAGAUUGCAUAGCUCACUGGGGGAGGACAUGCACAUGGUUGGGUCCGGACUCGAACCUGCGACGUCGUCCCCAUGCAUGGUUUUUAAACACCUUACAAAAAGGAAACAAAAAUAUUCAAAGACCAAGACAACAUGAGGAAAACUGAAGGGGCUGAAGACCCUAAACAAUAUAUGUGAAGGUGCUGGACCAGUCAUGCAGUAGACCAUUGCUCCCAGAACCUCCUCUUAUCUUAAAACUAGACAACUACCAAGAGCUGGAUUUAACAGUCAUUUUAAAAUAUUUCUCUGUAGAAAAAGAUGAUCAGGGUGACAAAUCUGUGGUCUCUGUUUUUGGAUGGAAAAAGGAGACUGUCAUGGUAAUUUAAGGUCAUAACUCUCUAUGGAAAACAGUGAAUGUGCAGGGUGUUAAGUUCCAUCUCAUCAAGCUGGUAUUCCUUUUGCAGAAGGACAAUCCAAAAUGACACAGACAAACUUUUGUACUCAUCCAAAUUAAGUCGGAAAAAGAAAACAUGUCUGCGUCUUAAUUAUUCAGUAAUCCAGGAGGCACUUGGGAUAAUUGAAACCAUUACAAGUAAAUAAUCUAGGAAUGAAACAAUAGGCUGUGGUGUUGAUAAGGGUAUAGGGGGAUUUAGUUGCCCUUACACUCGAUCAAACUGUAGAUGUGAAUAACUAAUGGAUGGAAAAUAAGCAUAAAUGAAAAAAGGGUUAUCUUUUUUUAUCGUUUUCUCUAACUCUCCAGAAACAUUUGGAAUUCAUUUUGAAGCCCCGGGUUUAUGUCUGCCUCUGCCCUCCUCUAGUCUACUUUCUGUCUUCUUGUCCUGUGGCGGACAUAACCAAACCCAAGGGUUAUCUUCCAGCAUGUGUCACCUUACAUUAGGGAUAAGGUGGCACAAAUGCUCAUCAUUGCCAAGCUUGGAUCUCAGUCAGAGAAAGCUCAGAUAAACACAGCUAUUGUGUGAAGGAACUAAGUCUCUGUCAUUUUCCCACUUAACCUAAUCAGCAGGGGACAGUUGCAAAGUGGUGUCUGAGGGGAGGCUGAGGACCACAGACACGAUUUUGAAGGACAAACAUUUUUUUUUCUCCCUGAAACACCUGAAAAUGUUGGUUUAAACCUGCACAAAGCUAAAUAUUGUUUUAAAUUUCAGUAUCAAACCCUCCUCACACAUGUAUAAAACUCCUAAAUCUAUUUCUCCAAACUCUCAGGACUUCACAUGUAGAAAAAAUUGCCAACAUUUCCUCUGAUGUUUGGAAAAAAAAAAAAAGGAAAUUCAUCACAAGUGGAAGAGGGUGAUGACAUUUAUUUCAUGCAACUGUUGCCAAACUGCAAAAGGAACACAUAAUAUGGUAAAUAAAAAACAUCUGUGGUUGAAUAAGGAGGAUCAUUUUCAAGACAAGAAUAGCAAAGACGAUAAGGAGAUUCAGGAGUUUCUAUCUUCCAGGGCUCACACCAGAAAUGUUCAGCAGGUGUAAAAAAAAAAAACACAGGAGGUAGAGCGGUCGUCCAAUGACCGGAAGGUUGGCGGUUCGAUUCCCCCCUAAUCCAAGUCUGUCCGUUGUGUCCUUGGGCAAGACACUUAACCCACCUUGCUCCCAGUGUGUGUCCUCCACUGGUGUAUGAUUGUGAGAGUUGUGUGGUGGUGGUCGGAGAGGCCGUAGGCGCAGAAUGGCAGCCACGUUUCCACCACCACCAAAAGUGUGACUGUGUGAGCGAAUGAAUGAUGUAUCCAAUGUAAAGCGCUUUGAGGGUCUCUGAUAAAGCGCUAUAUGAAAGCUGAUGCAUUAUUAUUAUUAUUAUUAUUAUCCUGUGUCCUGUUUGGCAGCUGAAUGAGCAUAAAACCACAACUUUUUAAACUAUUUUUGAUCAUUGGAAUUUCUCAUUUGAUGUGAUAUCUUAAUUAUUUUGACAAAUUAAAAAGGAAUCUGCGAUAUUUGUGGAAAACACUGCCUCUGCUGUUCCUGGAUCAGUCAAAGCAGGUGGUAAGAGCACACCUGAUCAACACGGCCCCAGAGGAUGUCUUCAAAUUAUAAAUUUCUAAUCCUUUUCAGAUGUCACAUAGCAGUAACACAUAAACAUCACCAACGAUAAGGACUAUGUUUUGACGGGGUCUAUGAGAGACAUUCUUUCUAGAGAUGCUUCACAGACAGGAACUCCUUGGGAACUUCAUUUACUAGAACUGAUGGAGACAUGAAAGAGGUUCAAGAGAUCAAAUGAAGUCUACAUGUCUCUCGUGCCCGAAUUGAUGAUCUAAGAGAGAGGGGGAAAAGAAAGUGUACUUUCUGCUUAAAUGCAAUCUCUGUCCUCAAAGUGCAUGAACUCUGAAAGCAAAGAUCUCAUAACGGAUUAUUUAGACUCUUAGAGUCAACGACAGCUAAAUCAUUGAUGGUCAGAAACCAGACAAUGUUUACAAGUCUUUUCAGACAUUAGACCAAAGGUAAGGACAAUUUUUUUAAACACUGGACCGGAAAUGUACAGAUCUCUAGGAAGCCAAGAUCAGUUGUUGUGGUCUAACCUGAGGCCAGAGGAUUUCCUUAAAAUUCCUGAGAAAGAAGAAAAGAGCAGCGACAAGUAUGUAAAUAGAUGAAGAGAAAUCCAAGAGUGGAGGAGGAGGAGUGUCUCUGCUGUAGCUUGAUCCAUAACUUCUCGGUCUGAGAGACGACUCUUGGACUUUCCUGCAAAUUUCCAGAUAAUCUCAGGAGUGCAUGUGUGAAAGGAGCUUUAGAGUAGGGCUGGGUGAUAUAGCCUCAAAUCAAUUUCAUGAUAUAUUGAGCAGUUCACCUCGAUGACGAUAAAUGGACGAUAACUACUCCACAAGCUGCUCACCCUUCUUUGUCUACUUCAGCUGCUGCUCCAGCCGCUACAACUUUUGAACUGUCCUCCAUCUCCUCACCUGUCUUUCCCUCUUUGUUUCGGACUGGAUAAGGUGGAGUCACGUCUACGGCGUAGGACAGCGUCUUAAAGGGACAUGAGACCAUAGCCUACCUACACACAUCCGAAACCAACUUUUAUUUAUUUAUUUAUUUAUUUAUUUAUUUAUUUAUUUAUUUGACAAUGAAAAUACCGAUAUGGGCAAAAUGGCAUUGGUUAUUGUCGUGAAUUUCGGUAUCAGUAAAUUUUCAGUUUAUCGCCCAGCCCUACUUUAGAGUAGAGUAGAACAAGUCAUCCGUAGAUAUCGAGAAAACUUCUUAAAUCAAUGUUUUAAUCGUUUUUUCACCCUCUAAAUACAGUUUGAAUCCAUUUGCAGACGUCUCAUAAAUUUAUUAAUCUUCUCUUUAUUUUUCAGGGGGCCGUUUUUGGUCGCGAUGGGGAAAUCAUGGCAUAAGGAGGAGUUCAACUGCGCCCACUGUCGUACAUCCCUGGCAAACACGGGCUUCGUGGAAGAAAAUGGCUCCGUCUACUGUGAACACUGCUAUGAGGAGUUCUUCGCUCCGACGUGCAGCCGCUGCCAGGCGAAGAUACUUGGGGUGAGUUGGUGUGAAAUGAAAUAAAACAGCUGUCAGCAGAUGUUAUGUCAUUAGUUACUGAUUUAUCAAAUUUGCUUUUUAAAAGAAAAGAAGAGAGGCUCAGUGGUAGUCAUUCAUUUUAAGGCUUUUAAAUCGUGAAACAGCCGAGACAUUUUUUUCUUUGAGGUAUUAAAGGUCACAAAAAAGUCAUUCUACAGUCGAGGUUGAUUCAACGACUGCGCAUCACUGUGGCUCCAACCCCGAACAUGCAGAGGGUCAGUUUAGAUUUAGUGAAUAUUCAUAGUGACCACCGCUGAAACUGAGGAAUGUGGUCCCUGUCUGCUGUUUAGAGAAUUAGGCUUAGAGGCCCAGGAACUGCAGGUGCUACAUGAACCCGGAGUGACAGGAAGCAGAGAUCUCUGCGCUCGCCACAGCUCUGACAUUCAUCCCUCACGUGUUCUAACCUCUUGAGCCUCAAUCCCUUUCAACCCUCUAUUUCUCACACAUCUUCAACCAGCUUACGGCUUCUUAUUAACCUGUUUUCUCACUCCCUCUCCUCUAAUCCUUCAUUUCACUCCAGCCCACCAACUUUCCAUUGAUUCCCUGUCCUGUCUUGUUCUCACAGUUCAAGGGUGGGAAAGAAAGCAGUUUGUCUUUUUUUUUUAAGCUGGGUCAUGUGGCCUCACAAGAAAAAAAAAAUGGUUUAAAUAUUUGGCAUGAGAACAGGUCAGACUGUCGGGAUAACGAUGCUUUUCUGUAGAACUGAUUUUAGGCAAAUUUUCAACCACUUCUAACUGGUGUUCCACAAGGAUGAGUUCUAAGCUCUGUCUUCUUAAUAAUUCAUAAUAAUUAUAUUGUCUCUUCUUUAUGCUCAUCCUUUUAGUCAUUUCAGUGACGGUAUUUGCUACCUUCAACCGUGUUUGUUACAUCUACACAGCAGCAUUGCAAAUAAUGACAAACCGAGCCAAGUAGCGAGAUCGCAUACCUCCAAAAGUUUCUGUCUCCCCUCCAGCUUGUAUCUUACGAUCCUCUGUUGAUUCAACCACACUGUUUACAUUUACACCCAGGAGGUGAUCAACGCCCUCAAACAGACGUGGCACGUCUACUGCUUUCUGUGCGCUUCCUGUCAGCAGCCUAUCAGAAACAACACCUUCCACCUGGAGGACGGGGAGCCGUUCUGUGAACAAGGUGAGUAAGUGAUCGAUGAGGACUCUGAACGAUGGGAUCAAACUAACAGGGUUAAUGAGCGGAUGAGAUGGAAAAAACACUAGACAGUCACUGAUCUAUUUGGGUUUAUUUGGGCUACUGAAAACAAUCUGGUUUAGUAUUUGGUUGUAAUGAAAAGUCUUUGUAUUAAAGUGUAUCCACCAGUCCCUCAGGGCAGACUUAUCCGAAUUUGAUUUGGUCUUGUCAUCAAAAUCGAUGGGUCACAGAUUUAAUCUACCCCCUGUGGUUUUGCCUUAAAAAAAAGACUUCUACAGUUUGUUUGGGACUGGCUGCCAUGGCUGUGAAUUCCCCAUUGAAGCUGGAGACAAGUUCCUGGAGGCCCUGGGUUACACCUGGCAUGACACCUGCUUUGUCUGUGCAGUAAGUGAAAACUGCAGUUAAUUAUUUUAUCCAUCUGAGCUGCAUGUUUGCAAAUUGUGAGAGACUAUCUGUGAGUAUGAUUCAACUUUUAAACAUUUAAACCAUUUUUAUGAAAGAAAAGUUGAGAUGUUCUGAAGCCCUGUAUGAAACCUUUGUGUUUGUGUGUCUUUGUCGUCCUCAGGUGUGCUGCACCACUCUGGAGGGCCAAGCCUUCUUCUCCAAGAGAGACAAACCUCUUUGCAAGAAACACGCACACACAGUCAAAAUAUGAAUUUUGAGACUUUUCUUCAGUUUUAUAGCCUCACAGAUACUUUUUUUCGGUAACAUAGGAAGUCCUCCUGGAAGUUAGGAGUUCAUGCAACAAUACAACUCAUGCAAUAUACAGGAGAAGAGGUGGCUCUAGCAGGUUAGGAUAAGCAAGAUGCUGCUAUGUUUGUAAAAUGACAUAUUUGUGUCCAAUGAUCCUGAUCCAUGUGACGUCUGCUAUAUUAGAUCUUCUUUUUAGGCUUAGUUUUUGGGGAAGCAGAAUUCAGUCCUGCAACCACUGUGACAAGGACCGUAUCCUCUGUAGAAGGAGUGCCUGAAACACCAUCAGUCCAUUUUUCGAAAAACUUUAAGACUCUUAACUUUAUUUUUCUUUUCUGUUGGCAAAAUCAUCAAAUAGGCUCCACAGCAAUGCAUUUGAAAACCUUAAGAGCUUUUGACACACAGAAACUUGACGACUGAUUUUCAUCAGUGCUCACUGUGACAAGGGUUAUUUUUUAUUUUAAAAAUAUAUAUUGUGAUUUUUUUUACUCUUAUCCAUCACAUUAAAUGACAAAUACUGUCCAAAUUUCACCACUUUUAAGCAUAAAUAUGGGAGAGUGAGGCACUUGAGAGAUACGCUCUUUAAAUUUUACAGGACACUGACCUUAUGAAUUCAGUAUACAGAAAAAAUAGAUAAACAUAUACAAAAUAUGGAGCCAAUAUGAUGUAUUAUGUAUAUACAGUAUGUCUCCCUAAGUCGAGUGUUAUCACCUUUGAUUAAAUAAGUCAGCAUUUAAACAAAUUUUAUGUUGUUAGUAUUUUUUUUUGGUACGUUCUGUCUGCCGUACAUUACAUAAGUAGUUUUUUCAGGCCUGGUCAAACAUGGAUAUUAUAAUUCUUUAUGUAUACUGUAUAUUUUUGUUUGUUGGUAGAAGGGAGACAUGUCUUAUCUGAUUACAGUGUUUAAUUGUUUGGGUAACAGGACUUUACUUUUCAGGGACUGGGGGAAUUAUUUGAUUAUUUGAGGGGUCGUUUUUUAUGUGUUUUUAUAUCUCACUUGACCUUUAGCCAUCCCAACAUGUUUAUUUGGGUAUACUUCCUUUUCCUUUUGUUACAUCUGGCUUUUUUUUCCCAACACAAGAACAAACAGCAACAAAAUUCACUUUUUUAAGCCGCACAGAGUUAUACAAAACAAAGGCUGGGUAUUGUUGUAUGAGACUGUAUGAGUUUGUAUUAUGUGCAAUGAUAAACAUGGGACACAAUGCUUAAAUCUCACCUUUUAACACUAUUUAAAAUGAUCUAAGUUGUCUAAUAAAUGAUGUGCUUUUGAUCCCCUGAGAAAUAUUCAGUGUUUCUUUGUUUGUUUUCUCUUCUUUCAGUGUAAUACUAUCUUCGCACACUAAGCUUCUUCUAUUAUUACUUUCGAAAGCACAUGGCAGUACAGACGAGUCCCACUAAAGCAGUGUGAAAUGUUGAUUUCAACGCGUGUCUCCACCAUGCUGAGAAAGGUCAGAGGAGUCAGGGACAGAAACAGAGGUGAAGUGGACACUGGGUGAGAGGAGAGCAGAAGAAAGAGCACAGUAUGGUAAAGAAAAUGAAAAUAGUAAUCACUGUUAACAAAUCAAUAUGCUCAUUUACACUAAUGUCGCCUUUUCUUGGAAUGUAAAGUAAACAAAGUUGCCAGAUCUUACAAAACUCCUUGAACAAUCAAAGGACAGGCUGUUUUGCUGUCUUUGGCAUGCUGUUGAAUUUUCCAGCUGGCAUUUGAGAGAUGGGAACAUUUAGAGGAAGUUGUCAGAACAUUGCCGACACAGAGAAAGUGAUAUGUGUCUACUGAUGUUUAGAUUUAGCCAUAGCGAUAGCCAUCAAACAUCUUUUUAACUUUGCCUUAUUUCUUUAGCAAAGAGACGAAAAACAACUCACCUACUCUCUUCCAGCAGCCGCUUAUUUGUAGCAAGACCUCAGGCCUUUAGUCCAUUAUGGACUACAGCGGGGUGACGCAGCUCAAGGAAGAACAUUUAUGAUCAUUUCUUCAUGGAAAUGCGGUCAGACCGAGACACUAAGGCAGAAGAACUACCGCGUCUGCAGUGUAAAAUGAUUAAUAUGGUGAUUAUUACUUCGAGGAAAUGAUAAAUAAAUUAUCAUAAAUGUUCUUCCUUGAGCUGCGUCACCCCGCUGUAGUCCGUAAAAGACUGGCCUGAGGCCUCGCUAUAAACAAGCGGCUGCUGGAAGAGAGUAGGUGAGUUGUGUUUAGUGUCUUUGCUAGAGAAAUUAGGCAAAGUUAAAAAGAUGUUUGGUGGCUAGUGCUAUGGCUGGGACCCUUUAUGUACUGUUGAUGAAGUUAGGUGCUGUUCUGAACAUUAUUUGUGGCUAUAUUGGCGUUUUGGUUGAGCACGUGGCUCUCUGUAUUGCUAUCUGCGGUCGUUACUAAAGUUUGUAUAACUAGAGAAGCAAGCGGUCUGCAACAUUCAUCUCUCAAGGGGGUGUCUAACUUGGUGUUACGACACUAAAUUUUGCGCCGGAAUAUCCCUUUAAUCUCAGAAAGCAAGUACAUCCUAACAUCCUAACUCAUGGUUUUUCUUUGACUUUUAUGGUCUUGGUGAAUCGUUAAAAGUCUGAAACAAAAAGCAGUUGGGUAUUAUUAGUUUUUAAUUAUUUAUCAUACACUUAAAGACACUUAGUGGCCAACUGUAUCCUCUCAGAGCAGACUUCAUUCAAUCACGUCUCUCCUGCUAAUGCACUCCUCCGUGGCACUUAUCACCCCUCAUACAGCGGAGAGAAUUUUAGAGGUGCAGACUAACGUGUUAGCUUACGUGUGUCCGUGUGUGUGUGUGUGUGUGGUUGAGUUGCAGAAAAGAGAAAGAGGGAGUAGUAGAGUAGGAGAGGAGCUACAACUUCAGCGAGGAGGACUCAGACUGAACAGCAUCUUAAUCCGGACUACUAAAGACAUCAACUCCUAUCCAUCGAGACAAGACGGCAGACAAAGGUGAGUAAACCACGGAGAAGCGCCGCGGGGCGAAUUGAAGCAGCUGUGGAGUGGUUUUAUGUUCCCACUAGUGUCUGUUUCUUUUCUCGAAGUUGUGUGCCAUCACUCCGGAAAGUUUGACAGACGUCGCCCUUUUUUGUGUGUUGGCUAGAUUCUGACAGAGUGCUGCUGCACGUGCAGUGGGGUUGUUUACUUCAGGUUACAGGAUGAGUUUCACUCGCUGCGUGGAUACUAAGCGUAACACUGAAGAAAACUUAAAGUGAGAGUUAAAACGCUAUGUCCAUUUUCUGCUCAGUAAUGUUGACAUACCGUCAUACUUUCUCCUGUAGUUGUUGGAGCAUAAACCCUCCUGUUCUGUCUUUACUGCACAGAGAAAUAGCAGCUACACCAGACAGUACACAGGUCCAUUUCAGGGUGACAUUAUUUUUAAGUCCAGGUAACUGAAGAUCUAUAUUUUUUUCCCACUGUGCAUGCAACAUAAGAAAAACAUUGUCAUGGAAGUGUGGCCAAUUUUUAUGAGAUAUUGCAAAAAUGUGGUACAAAGGAUACAAACUUUGCCUUUUUUGUGGUUGAUAUGUAGAUAGGGCUGGGCGAUAAAACGAUAAUGACCUAUAUCGAAAAUUAAUUUCCCUCGACAUACUGUAUUUUUCGCACUAUAAGGCGCACUUAAAAUCUUUUUGGCUUGUCGUAGCACUGCACCUACUGUAGUCUCGCAGGGUUAUUGAAUGAGUUUAAUAAAGUUUGACUUAUCUGACUGUUUUGUUUGUCUUAAUGCGCUUUAUAAUCCGGUGCACCUUAAUGUAUGAAAAUAGACGCAUUCAUUGAUGGUGCGCCUUGUAAUCAGGUGCACCUUAUAAUGCAAAAAAUACGGUAAAUAUAAAACAUGGUCAAUAUACUUUUCGAUAGUCGGCAUUCUGCCAUGUUUUCGUAGACUAUAUGAAUAGUCAUUGAAAAGGGGAGUUGCUCCGGGUCCGUGCCACGCUGAACCAAACGUGUUGAAUUAGAAUCAAGUAGCAAACAACUGUGUAGUCGCAUGCUGCAGCUACACGUAACCAUAGCACCUUAACACGCAAAGCUGACAGCACUGUUGAAAAACAGAAAAUGAGCGCUACCCCCAGCAGAAAUGCAGAUGAAGGCUCAACAAAUGACGACAUCGUCGACAACACUGGCACGUAAAUGUCGGUGGUGUGGAGGUAUUUUAUUUUUUUGAGGUCGGACAUGAAGCAGAGUAAUGUGUACUGCAAAUACCUAAGUAUUCAGUCCGCUUUCUCUAGCGCAGUGCCUUAUGACAAAACGUUGAAUAGACACAAAGACCUCACGGAUGAACUGGCUUAUUGUAUUGCAAAAGACAUGCUACCAUAGUUAAAUUUCCUUUUUUAUAUCGUGAUAUAUAUCGAUAUCGACUGAUACGAAAAAAAAAUAUCAUGAUAAACUUUUUCCCAUAUCACCCAGCCCUACAUAUUGAUCAUGUUAACACAUGGAGAAAACUACCUUCAGAGUUGUUGUUAUAAUGCAUAAAAAGUAUGAUAUAUGAUGCAUGUUGUGCCUUUGGAUGCAGCUUUUUCUAGACUGGAGAAAAAGUGUGACCAAGGGUUUAGUUUUUGAGACUAGGUGAAGUGAGCUGCCUUCUUCAAGGACCCGGAAAUCAUGAAAAAAAAAUUAAAAUGAACCUCAACACAGCCCCGAGCGCUGGAUAACCUACAGCCUAGUAUUCCCCACGCACCCCACUUAUUCACACAGGCAUGCACAGAGUAUUCAAGUCUCCCUCUGAGUCCUGUAACCAGGUCCAGGUGUUUGUCAGUGUAGGUUAUGACAAGAGUAUAUCUGCAUGAGUGUGUAUGUGUGCGUAUGAGUGGUGCACAUGUGUGAAUGUAUAACCAGAUGGCAUAAUACUGUGGCUCCAAA